AUGUCUGAACCGAGUGGUUCUCGCGACGAAAACGAGGACAAACCCCGCAAGUGUAGCUUCAAGUUGAUUACGAGAAAGAAAAAAAUAACGAAAAAAACCACUCGGAUUAGUAUUGGAGAAUGCGGUGAAGCGAUGGGCAAAACGUGGGAAAAAGAAUCGUUCAAAGACCGGAAAAACAGAGGUUCUAAACGGGAACGGUGGCUAUUAACGCGAAAGACAUGGAGGUAUAUGGCAGACGCCGGACGGAAACUGAUACCAGACGGUACCGGAAACCGGCCAGAAGACGUGCCGAAAAUCGAAGCUUACUUCCAGGAAGUGUGUCAAAAAGAACCAAGAUUUUUACUGUGGAGAAAGCAAUCAUACCCGGGCGCGUUGGGUUUCAGAAGUCGCGGUAGACCGAGAGGGAACAGAUUUAAAUUGGGUAGUGUCCGGGAAAACGCUAGUAGUGCGGACGAAGCAGAAAAUAUAGUCAAAGUGCCCAGCGUAUCGUUUUUAGCGCAUCCCAGACCGGCCGGAAGAUACGAGUUGGAACAACUCAGGAAAGAAUUUUUAUUCGGUUCAUCCGAAAAUAGUACUCUACUAUCGAAUUAUCAAUGUCCCACGGAUUCCAAGUCGGAUUUGGUGCAAUUUAUUAACGACUGUAUCGGAAAUCCCAGUGAAGAAACGUCGCCGAUCGAGGAAUCUUCGCUAAACCAUGAGCAACUCUUGGAAAAACUAGAAAAUUACAUAUCGACGACAAGAGACAUGCGCGUGUCGCCGACGGAGAGUAGAAAAUCGCUCCGGACGAAUAUACUGGAAACCGACAACACCCAAAAAAACUUAUUGGAAACUCUAAGGCGGUAUUACGCGAGGUCGACCAAUCGGGAAAAAGUCAUAGGAGAUAUCUUAAUGGAUAGAAAACUGCUGGAAAACUUAUAUUUCGAACUGAGAAAAACUAGAGGAUUUUUGGGCCGAAGAGUUAUUGGUUCGUCGACAAAUUUAGGGCUCAGUUCAAUGAACUCGUUGAGUUCCACGUGGAAAGAUAAUCCGAGAAAAUACGACAGAGUGAAUGCAUCAUCAUCCGAUUAUCUCAACAUAUUCAACGAUAAGAAAAAUAAUUUAUAUUUCAAAAACGAUAAAACGUACCAUUUAUCUUCCCCGCCGCCCGUUAUAGAGAUCGAAGACAUGGAACCCAAGUACAUCGAUGUUGGUAUUCAAACUGUACCCCUGGAACCGGAAGUAUUGGGUUUGAUUGAGGACGAAAACCGGAGAAAACUCGACUCGGUCGAGACGUCUGAUAGCUUAUCCAAGGUGCCCGCCAAAACUCUACAACGUAAAACCAGCAUCGAAAAUGACGAUAUAUCGCCGUCCGUGAGUGACACGAUAAAACGGUAUUUGAGAAUGGCCCGGAAAAAAAGCGUGGAAUCCGAUAAAGUGGACAGGUUUAAGCGGGUAAACUACGAUCGUAACAUAAGGAACAUCAAAGGCAAAGGCGAACCGGAUAUUUGCGAGGGUGACGAGACUAACCGGUCGAUACAGACGGACGAUUCAUGGGUGUCCGUUUUGAAAACUGUCGAUGAUAAUUCAAACUCGAGAAUAACGAGUUCCAGAAGCAGCAUCGAUACCGGAACGACGUUUAGCGGCGAAGAAUUACUGUCGCCUCCGUUGUCCCCAACGAAAUCUCUUACCGGUAAUAAUUAACACGGUAUUGUGUUAAAUGUAAUAUUAUAUGACGCAUACAGAUCCGAAUCGACCCGUAUAAUCGACGAGAAACGAACCGUCGUCGUAUAUUUUUCAAUAUAAUAUUACUGUGUAAUGAUUUUAUUAAGUAUAUAUUCUGGAGUUAGUAAUUUAUUAUGGCCUAGAAUAUUCCGGUUUCAUAAAAAAACACGAUAAAUGUACUUAUUUUUUUUUUUUUAUCAAUAUUUGAUUACAAUAAUAAUAAUAGUUAUUAAAAUGUACCGGUUUAUCAUUGUUUUUUUUUUUUUUUAAUUUUUUUUAUCGUCCAACAUGAGUUUUGAAAUAUGUUUCGAAUUUUUUUUUUUAGCCCCCGGAAUGCAGAAGUCAAGAUCCUCGACAAACGUUCAGCAAGGGUUUAUGUCCAAACGUAUAUGGAAAGGCCGUUCGAAAAGUCAGACCAGAACGAAUACCGUUGCGUCUCCUUGGACACCACUGGUGAGCGUUUUUCGGUUUUAAUCAGUCGAUUAUAUCAAUCGUAUUUCGAUUAAAACGAUUUAAUUAUAUACGAAUUAACAAUUGAACAACGCGCACUAACUUGGCUUUCAUAAUUCAUACAUGCAAUUAUACAGAUUGGUGCAAGAACCAAAGACAAAAAACUAAAAUGUCCAACAACUUCAAAUAUCCAAAAUUCAACUAAAAUUCAUAACCAUCUAUCGUAAUAAAAUCUUUUUUAAAUCGAUUUUAACGUUGACUCUUGUACCAAGCAACAGAAAUAUAUUUACAAAUGCUAUAGGUAGAAGUAUCGAUUAAAUAAUUAAUUGAUACAAAAAAAUUAUUUUUAUUGGCAAUAUUUAAUAACAUUGAUAAUUUUUUCGUUAACAAUUAAUUUUUAUAGUCGACGAUCAUUUUAUUUCGUCGAUUGUCUUGUAUGAUCCUAUUAUCUAUCUAUAAAAUUAAAAUAACAUAUGUUACGUCGUAUUUCAUACCUCUACGCGCGCUUGUGCCCUCCCGUAGAUGUGUUUAUGUUUAAUCGAAUUAUAAUAAUCGCAAAAUAUAUAUAUAUAUUUUUUUUUUUUCAUAAAAAUGUCGAAUUAAAAAAAAGUUAAUUUUUUUAUAAACUAAAUAAAUAUUUUAAACCAAAAUCUAUCUUGUCACCAAGUCAAGAAAUACACCAGACUGUUGGCAGUCCCAAAAUAUGAUCUAUAACAGAAAUCAAGGCCGUCGCGUACGGUAAAUUUUAGCAACGGAAAUAUGUCAUUUUCAAGAAUUUUACCUAGCGCAAAAAACAACUCAAUUCUGCGGCGAAUUCAUACAAAAACGGACAUUACGACUUUAAAAAAAAAAAAAAAACGAACUUCUAGCGCGUAUUUUUCGCGAUGACUUUUUGAUAAUAUUUUACGGUUUCUAUUAUAUAAUAUUAUUACAUUAUGCUGAUUUAUACACAGUAUUUUUUACACGAAUGAUAAUAUUUCAAAGUCGGAUGAUUAAAAUAUAGUUUACCACUUUUUACCUAUAUUAAAUAGUUAACUUGAGCCGUGCUUGAAUAAAAAAUAGUAAAAGUACUCUGUUGAUACGUACAAACUUUGCGUAGAGGCAAUUAGGCAGGGGCUUAAUUGAAACCGUAUACAACCGUGAGAGGCUGUUCCCACACACCCCCAUUAUAACACCCUGAAAUAUAUUAUAACCUCAAACCAUCAAAAAUUUCAUAACUUAUUAUGCUUACUUUCAAUGUUUAUAAACAGAUUGUUGAAGAGCGUAUACUAUUAUAGGCAAAUAAAAAUACUCCGAAACCUGUGUUAAUUUUUGGUAUUUUUGCAUUAUUAACUAACAAAAUUUCUUUUAAACAAGAUCUUGUAUACCAACAAAAAGUAUUAUCAUUCACCACAAACUAAGAUAGUUAACAUAAUUAUCACCAAAGAUACAUCAAUGUUAUGAUGAAUAUGCCAGGCAUAGUAAUUUAGAGAGUGACGCGUCCACCUCAAUAUUGCCUAUGAUAAUGACGUAUCACUAUUGCACACAUUUUGUAAACAGUAUUAAAAAUAUAUAUGUUAACCAAUAUUGUAAAAAAAAAAAACUAUAUAAAGUACCGUCUCGUGUAUCCUAAUUUUAAAAAAAACCUAGGGGUAGGUUAGGGUUUAAAUGAAAAUUUAGUUGGGAUCCUGUGUCCUCCUGUAUCCUUCCUUCAAAUCAAACACUGUACUUAGGCCUAAAAAGGAAAUAGAAAUAAUGUCUAUUUCAACAUAUUUUAAACGACUGUAACUUUUUCAAAAUAUUUUUUAAGUAACUUGCCCUCUGGAAUUCAGUUUUCUUUAAAUUUUACAAUACUUUAGAGUUUUUACACUAAAACCAAAAUCAAACGAACUACUCAUUCUGCCGAAGCAAGUUUUUGCUACGUUGCCCAAAGUUAAACUGAGAUAGGAGACGCUGAUCUGUGGCGUCAUCUAAACAUAACCAGAUUCGAAUAGUCGUAUACAUAUUAGAUUCUUAGUAUAGCGAGAGAUCUAUUGGUUUUACUAUGAUGUCUCUUUUAUGUCUGUAAACAAAUUUCCUAUUAGAAAUCUUCCUCCAAUAAAUAUUCACUAGAGUUCUUUUUUGUUAAUUUUUUGAUCUUAUUAGAACAUUAAAGAUCCCAUUUUUUGAUUUUCUUAGGGACUUUCAUAAAAAUUGGGAAAAAUUGAUAAUUUUUCGUAAAAUUGUUUUUGAUUUCCGGGUUACCAAAAAUAAGACCUACACACAGAAUCGUUUAUCAUUGCGUACAGAUGUAAAUAUAUAGGUAUAAACUCUCUUCGACCCUUCCGAUUUUCCUCAGUAGUAAACCUACCAGCUUUUUUUUUUCAAACUAUUUUGACUUGAUUACGAUUUUUUUUUUUUUUUUUAAUUUAUUGACAAAUUCCAGCCAAAACAUUACGCGUGUUACCGUUUGAACUAAAUACACUGCAGUAUUGUAGGCAAAAAAAUAAUGUCGACAGGAUUAUAUAUUAUUAUAAUGGCAAUGUGCAAUAUCGUAAUAUAUAGUAUAUUAUACUUACUUAUAAAUUGCACUGAUGUAUAAUUAUAAUAUUUUAUAUGAUGCCCCAGGGAAAAUCUAAUGGGGGAAGGAGAAAUAACAAUAUAAUGACAAUGCCCUCAAUUUCGCUUUAGUACUUAUAAACAAAUCAUUAAAAUUCUCGCGAAUAAGCUAAAAGUAUAAAAAUAGUGUAUAUAACUUAAUUUUAUACGCGCGCGGCCGUCUAUUAAAAAACCAACCUCGAACAGAUUAAUUUUUUGUUUUAUUUUUUUUUUUAUGUCAUUAAACAAAUAUUCGAAAACAUAAAAAAAAAAAAUGCAGGAUAGUAUAAAUAUUUAGGUUAAGCGUAUAUAAUAUUAUAUCAUUUUAUCACGAGCACGCGUAUCAUAAUAAACAAUAAUCCGGCACUGCGCGCAUAAUAUAUCGGACAAUUUCUUUGUUUACAUCUUGUAUACGGGUAUCCCGAAUCGAAUUAAAACGAUAAAACGAAAGUUAAAUUUUCUUCGUCCUAUCUGGCGUAUAAAACCGACCUCUUAAGACCAUCAUCCCGUCCAGACCUCCAGCCGUCUCUAUCUGAUAUUCUUGCUUUCCAAUCUAAUAAUUUUCCUCCAUAGUUCUUCUACACAUAUUUCUUGACUACCCGUUUAAAGCAAAAAUAAAAUAUGCGUUUUAAUGAAUGUACACUGCGUGUAUAUGUAUAUAUAUAUAUAUAUUAAACAAAUAAAAAGUUGAACAUUCUCCUAAUAAAUAAUUGAAUACAAUGUUAAAUUAUUAUACUUCUUCAAAAAAAUUUGUUAAAUUUGAUCACAAAAAUGAUUGAUGUGGUGGUUGAAAGUUGAAGUCUUCAAAAGACACAUUCUUCAUACUGAGACCAUGCAGAUACAAAAUUGCAUCCCCUCAUAUUGAUUAAAUGCUCUGUGGGGGGUGUUAUAAGGUAAGCAAAAACACACCUUUCACAACAACAUCUCAUAUUGAAAUUUACCUAUGAACCUAUAAUUUCCCCUAGAAGACCCACUAAAAGUGUACAAAAGUAAUACAAAACUUUUAAAAAUCUAUAAACAUAAAUCAUAUAAAACAAACUUAUAUAAAAUACAAUGCGAAAUUGUCAGUUUUCAUGGAUAGUUCAACAAAAAGUUCCGCGAGUAAUCAUAUCAACAUUUUAGAUUCGGUGCAUAGUGAAGAAUGACGUAUUAGUUUUACAGUGAUAUUUAUUUUUAUUUUUUUUGUUUCUGUGAACAACUUUUCCACCAGAAAUUUCGCCACGAUUUUCUGAUUCUAAUUCAUUUUCUGAAAGAUAAUUUUAUCUGGGUAGUACUUAAAAGAGGUCAUUUUUUGAUUUUUCAAGUAGUUUUCAUAAAAAUUAGGGAAGACGUAGAAAAAACGGAAAAAUAUACGCACAUGUAUACAAAAAAAACUAUGCUUUUUAUUCGUUUUACAUUAGCAAUCGUUUAUUUUUGUGAAUAAGUAUAAAUUGAAUUUCCUUUUGUAUCCUACCUUCCAAAUUUCUCGCCUAUAAAAGUGACCCACCCAUCGUGUGAAGUAAGUCCAUUUUUUUUAGUAGAUCUUAAUCAAAUUAUAUAAUAUUCUAAUUACCAUUCAUUUUUUAGUAGACACAAAAGAAAAAUCGCUGUUCACCUGGUAUCCGUUGGACUUAACUCUGUGUACAUUUGAACAUGGAAAUGGUCUGAAUAUUAUAAUAUAGAAAUUAUCCAAUGAUGCACUAACGAUUCUCGGUGUCUUCAUUUAUAGAAAACAACAGGAGAUUCGAUUGGCGUAGAGACUGUAAGGGGAAACAUCAUCGUGCCAUUGUCUCGUUCAGAUCGAUAUAAUAUUAAUAAUUUUUUUUCAUUCGGAAACCACUUUUUCUUUUAAUUAAAAUGCUCAAAAUUGUUCAUGUCGUGUACGACAUACGAUACUCUGUUUAAACAAUUAGAUCCCAAACAAUUUUUCGUAAAAAAAAAACUAACAAAAAAUAACUAUAUAAAAAUUUUAUUUUUGUAGCUUUUUAACUAAAAGAAAAAAAAAUGUACCGGUUAACCGCAAGUAUAGUACAAAACUGGUGAUUGGUAAUAUUUAGAGCGUCUAUCGUUUUGAAAAUUUUUGAAGAUUUGUAUCAAAAUAACAAGACAUGUUGUUAAACAUACUUUUUAUGUUUAAUUAUAUGAAUCCCUAAAGGGACAUAUGUUAAAAAUUUGUCAAGACAAUUGAACACGUGUUGUUUCUUUCUUUAUAGUGAUCCCAUGAAAUUAUUCACAUUGACGAAUCGGUGUUUUUCGCAUUAAUGGUAUUCAGAUAUACCAUUCCAGUCGUUGGAUUUUUCAUGAAUGAAUACAAAAACCCCUAAUAUAGACUAUUUAUACAAUGCUGGUGAUCCUUACUUUGCAAGAAUUGACGUUUGUAGUUAAUAGAGUAUAAUAAUAAUACUCAGAAAUCUAAAUACCAUUCAAAUACAUUUGUAUUUACACCGCGACAAUGUAUACAACAACAAAAAUAUUGAAAUCUACGGUAUUUGGUUAAAUGAUUUUUUUUUCAGUUCGACAUCGAAUAGGAAGUACCUAUCUUCUUUGGCCAGAGUUAAUAUUAUAUUUGGCACGUGUCGCGCGCGGGUUAAUUUUGAUCCUUUCCCCCUCACUCGGCAUAACGCGUGUAAUUUUCGACGAAACAAUACUCGAAUAAUACUAAUUAUACGUUACUCUGCUGUCUCAAUGAAUUACUUACACUGGGUAUCCUAAAAGCUUAAACAUCGUUUUGGCAAUAUUUACGUGUAAUUGGCUAAGUACGUAUAGAUAUUGUAAAACAAUUUUUUUAAACAGUGGGCCACUUACCGUACGUUCAAUGUCGUUAGGCUAACAGCACAUGAAAUGGAACGAACAUGUUUUGAACGCGAUCAUUGUGUAUAGUAAUAAACGUUUGAAAGUUUAAAACAAUUUUAUGAAUUGCCGAGAUUAUAAGCGAGUGAUAUUUUUCCAAGCGAAUUGUUUCCCGACGAAUCCUAAAUUUUAUUGUAAUAAUUAAAAUCUUAUAAGUUGCCGAUUUUCUUCUGAUAGUAUUAUGUUGAAACAUUUUUCAAUACUUUUUAAUAUAUUUUCAUGCAGUACUUCAAAAGAUACGGAAUUUACCCCGAUACUACUUUAUUUGAAAUAUUUAUUGAAAUUUACAACGGUUCACCUCGUUCUUGUAUAUCCGUUUUUGCCUUAAGUUCACAUCUUUGUUAGUAAGAAGGCUGAUAAUUAUUAGUAUUGUACAUUAAAAGAUUUGGAUUUUAGCCAUUAAUUAAAACAUUAAUUUUGUAAAGUUUCCCGUUUUUCCUAAAUUUUUCCCAAUCAUUAAAUACACAAUAUUUCAAAAAUGUUAAAAUAAUUGUUUAAAAUGAUUUAGUUUAGUAAUAUGAUAUAUUAAAUGUUCACUACUUUCAACUAAAAUAAAAACGGUCAUUAGGGGGAGGGUAGGGGCAAUAUACCCCUAAGUCCACUUCUGAUUACGCAUUCAUAAUACGUGACUAUGGAGGAGACAAAACUUACAGAACUAAUCCGUACGGGUAGUAUACAAAUCAAAGUAAUAAUAUAUCCUACAGACACCAUACGCAUAUAUUUGACAGACAAAUUAAACAAAUAGGAGAGUUAAUGAACUCCAGAUGAACGUAAAUAGUGUAUUUGCACGUUCAUUUCAAUGCAGUGAUCCAUUAAUCACGAAUCAGCAAUUAUCUAGGAGGAAUUUAAGAGAUUUUAAAUUCUGUUUGUGCAAUUGUCAAUUAUUUAAGCUUCACUUAUUUAAAUACUAUUUUAAUUUUUUGCUCCUAUUUCUUAUACUUUAAAAUUAAUUUACACUUUAGAUUUUUAACCGAAAAACCCAAAAUAAAUUUAUCAUCUUAAAAUGGAUAUGAAUAGUUUAUGGUUAUUUCUUACUCUGUCUAAAUUUUAAAAUGUUAUAACUCAUAAAUGGUAAAUCCGAUAGUUACUACUAUCAUACAUAUCAAAAAAAUAAAAAAAAUACGAAUCUUUGUUUAAAAGGGGAAGCGGUUCCUGUUUGAAAAUAAAAGUGUAUACCUACUUAGGAUACAAGGAACAGAGGUGAAAGUAGAAAAUAGUGUGAACAUAAAGCUUAAGCGAUUGCGUAAUUAUUGAUAAAACAGAAAUCAAAUUCACUUUAUAUCGUUCAAGAAAAUCGUUGAUCCGUGAUAGAUGAAACACCAGGUAUAAGUAUUAUGUUUUUAAUUCUAAUUUAUUUCGAUUUCAUAAAAAAUCAUCGUUUAAAAAUAUUUUAGUGGACCUGUUGUGAGUCAAACCAUGAAAUACCAUGAAUGGGAUUUUAGAUGUUUACAUGAUUAUCCAUGAAAUGUGCAGCACUUAAAAACAUAUAAAAAUACACAGUGACAUAGCCAGGAUUAAGUAAUGGGAGGUUUGAAGUAUGAACUAUACUAUUAACUUUUACAGUUUUAGAUUCUGUGUGGAGCGAGUUAUGUAUUGGUUUUGGUUAUUAGUACAAUGACAUUUAUUACAAUUUUUUUUUUUUCUAUGGAUACCUUUUCUACCAGAAAUUUUGCUUCGAUUUAUAAUGAUAAAACUUUUUCUAAAAGGAAAUCUGACUGAAGAGGUACUUUAAGAGGAUUAUUUUUUAAUUUUUCCAGGAGUUUUCCCAAUAAAUUGGAAAAACCGAGAUAAAACAUGAGAAAAAUAGGAAAAUAGGUACAAUAUUAAAGAAUAUAUAUAAAUAAUGCAUUUGUUAUUAUUUUAUUAUAUGAUAUUAUGAUAUUAUAUAUAUAUAUAUAUAUAUAUAUAUUGUUGACCAAGCAACAUUAUCAACUGAACUCUGCUCAGAAUCGUCUUUUUGUUAGUAAUGGUCUAUCGUUCUUUACCGAUAAACAUUAAAUUUCCCCACUACUACCUUCCCAACUUUUCACCUAUAACAGUGGCUGCACUCGUCCCCAUUACCCUAGGACAGAUUUUUUUAUAAGGUAUUUUGGUCAAUGUUUAGAUAUAGAUACUCUUAUAGAGACGUUCAAGAACCAGGUUCAGUGGUGUGAAUAGAAAAAAUAAAAUUCUUCAAUUGAUAGGUAUAUAUAAAUAUACGACAAUAUGAGUCUUAACAUUUUUUACUAUUAAUUUAUAAUAAACGUAUUUUAGAUUCUGAUCAUAACGAUGAAGCUAUUGGUUUUACAAUGCUGUUUAUUAUUAUUUUUUUCUUCUAGUCUGUGAACACGUUUUUUUCUAGUAAACUCGCUCCGAUUUUUACGUGUAGAAAUCUUUCUGAAAGCUCAAAUUGUCAAUUGUACUUUUAAGAGAUCAUUUUUGAUUUUUGAUACUAUUUUUUUAACUAAAAACACUUAAACCGAAAAAAAUGUAGAAAAAUGUACAAUUUCACGAUUUCAUUAUUUUUUAAAAAUACGGACGACAUUUUUUACCAGAAAAAAUGAUUUAAUCAAAAAUCACAACAUUUUUUGUUGCCUUUUUGAUUUAAUUUCUUACAGGGUAUCAUUGCCAAAACUUUAAGUCACUUUUGAGCUUUUAACGAAUUUUAAUUUUUGUGAGUUUUUUUUAUGUAAUUCGGUUAUAAAUACACGCAAAGAAUUGAAACUUGGUAAUAAUAUUUAUAUUGGACUUACCUAAACGUAGUUAAAUUUCCAAAAUCAUUGGAUGACUUUUUUUUUAAUAAGCGUUUUGAAAUCAAUUUUAAAUGAAAAUUGCAAAAAUAAUUACGACACUUCAAAUUAUGUAUUACCGAACUUCACUCGAAAUCGUCAAGCAAUGGUUUAUCGUUGCUUACAAAUAUAAAUAAAAUAACCUUAUAUAUCCUACCUUCCCAACUUCUCACUUACAACAGUGAUCGCUCCCACCCAACGUAUCAGCUCUUUUUCAUGUUUCACUGCUAAUUGGUUCAAAACGUCUUCUGGCUGUAUUAUUAUUUCCCAAAAAAACAUUAAUAUUUAUGAAUAAACACACGAAUGUAUCAAAUAUCGUGAUUAAUAUUGUAAUCAGUCGUUACUUGUUAAAAUAGUCAUAAACCACAAUCUACGGUUUGGUUAAAAAUUGUGAUAAAUGAUUUUAAUAAUUAUCCAUAGUUAUUAGUACAUAGUUACGGUUGUUUAUUUGGUUGACUAAAAGAUAUUAUAUAAUAUUAUUCGUAACAUUAUUUUUCUUAAUUUAAAUAUUAAUUCGUCGUAUUAUUAUCAUUAUUUAUUUGGAUAUAAAUAUUAAAUAUACAUUCAUACUAGCUAAUAUUAAAAAUAUAAAGUAGUAAAAUAAUUAUUAUACAAUAUUAUUUAAAUUUAAAGUUUAUUUAAGUUUUCUACACAUAAGUAUAAUAUACUUGGGUACUAAAUUCUUUCAAAUUUUUUUAUGGAACUAUGAUUUAUUGUUUAAAAUACUUUUAGAAACCGGGAUCUUAGCUCAUUCGUAUAGUGGGCUUUUCUAACCUUAUUUACAAUAAUAUCAAUAUCAAAACUUUAAACCAAUUUUCUAAGUAUUUUUCCAAAUAUACUAGCUCAUAAUGGUGUAGUCAGGAUUUUUCAAUGAAGGAGGUUUAGGGUUUAGGUCUGAACAAUAGAUAAGUGUUUUUGAUUUUGGAGUUUUUUAUUUAAAAUAUUUAUAAAGUCUACAAUUUGUAUUUUAAUUACAAUACAAUAUUCGCAUUUUGCUUGUUUUGGUAGCUAAUUUAUUUAGGAAAUCAUCGGGGUCUAUAAUUAUAUCACUGUGUAUAUUCAUCAUUGCCAAAACAUUCAAUCUACUUUCACACGUGGUGUUUCGCAAAUAUGUUUUUAGUUUGUUUAAUAUUGAAAAAGAUCAUUUACUGCAAGCGGUUGUAACUGAGAGGGUUGCUAAAAUCUAUAGAAGUUUAAAAGAAGAAGAGAAAAUUGAAAUAAUAUAUUUUUAAAAAGCAUCGAAAAGCAUUGUUUGGUCAUCUUGAGUUCCUAAAAAUGUUAGUUGCUAAAUUUAAUUUCAACCACUGCUGCUAAAAUAUUGUAAUUAAAUCGCCCCGAUACAUUUCAACUAUAGUAGCUUAAUUUUUUUUAUUCAUUAAGUAUAAUGGAUGAUAUUAAAAUAAAAUUAAAAUUGUUAACCAUAGAUUUAUGAGUUAAAAUCACUCAUUAAAUUGAUUUAAAAAAUGACCUACAAAUGGAAUGAAUAAAAAUAGUUUGUAGUAAUCUACAGGCAAAUUAACCUGUACAUUGCAUCUGUUUUUCGCUGGUUAACUGUACAAUUAAUAGAUAUUUCAAUGUUUAAGUUACCAAAUUAAGAUGAUUUUAUAUUAUAAAAUAUAAUUUAAAUCCACUUGUAUCAUUUUAAUCUAAGUUGUUUAAUUAUAUUGUCAUGUCGUCAGUGGUUUGAAUUUAUUUGACGAAAUCUAUAUUCUGUAUCUAAAAAUACUUAUAUAAUGGUGAUCUUAUACUCAACAUAUUUCCCAGUAUAUGAACUGCCAGUAUAAAUUCUAAUUGUCUUAUAGCGCACAGCAAAUGUGUAUGUUCCUUGUUCCUGAUGAAGCAUUUAUAUCUAACCCAAAUAAAUUCAAUUAAAGCUGAUUUCUCUUAAAUCAUUUAAUUUUAAUAACAGAUAUGUACCAAAUAAAAAUACAUAUAAAAACAUGAAAAUAUCAAUUACCUAUAAAUAGCCUAAAAAUAGCUAGAAUAUUUUGAAAAAUUUGAUCAUCCCUAAAAAAGGCUAAUAUAAGAAUUUUGAGAAAUGUACAGGUCUUUAUAAUAGUUUUUAACGGAAUAAACAAAAACCCUAAUGCCGUACACUUUGUCUUACUUCCUACGUUUUUCCUGAUUUCUAUAAUUAAUAGGAAAAUUAUACGGAAAAUCUAAUAACGACUUUCUUACUCACGAAUUAGACAACAUUUUCUUUCAAAAAAUAUGCAUAUAAGUAAUGAAAUCAUUGUGCCAUUAUUUGAAAAGAUUGUAUUUUUUGUCUUUUUUGGUUUUUCUCAAUUAUUAUGAAAAUUACCUUAAAUAUCAAAAAAUGACUUCUUUUUCAAUGUCCAUAUUAAAAGGACCGAAAAAGGUUACUUGAUAUUCUUUUAUUAAAGGAAUAUUUUUUGUAGAAAACAUAUAAUUUGCAAAAACUAAAAACAAUAAAAUCGGUAACGCCACGACGCAGCGCGCCCUAAAUACUUGUCGUUUUACUAACCAAUUUUUUCUCUGGUUUUUAGCGGAAUUUUUUUAAAAUCUGAAGGAAAAUCAAAAAUUACAAACUAUAUAAAAUUCCUUACAGAAAAAGUGCUAUGCUUUUAUUAUAUUAGAGCAAGAUUAUUGGUCGAAAAAUUGCUCGCCGACAUAAAAAAGAAAAAACACACACACACACAUACAUACAUACAUACUUACAUAGAAAAACCGAUUAAUCCCUUGCUACGCUGCAAAUUUAAAAUAAAAUAUAUUAACACUGCAAAAUGUCAGUCGAUUAAUUGCAAAAUAUCAAUAAAUAAAACAAAUAUACUGUAUUCUGAAGAAAAAAAAAUGUAUACAUUUUACGAGAUAGUAAAUACGGUGUAAUUAUAAUUCAAUACCUACGCCUUACGGGCAAAGCUUUCGUCCGAGCCCUCUGCAUAUUGUACAAAUGUUGGACGCGAAUCACGUCCCGGGAAAUCCUCCCAUGACCACUAGCGUCGUGGCCUCAAAUAAAUUAUCAUAAUUCGAAAAAAAUAAAUAUAAAUAUAUGAGGAGUAUACUAUUAAUUACAUUUCAAGCCAAAAAGUGUCCUAUCGCAGCUGGGUGGUCUUCUUUUAUUUCUGUAGUUAUUCGCGUGUUAUCUUUUUGUUCUGCGUUAUAAUAAUAUAUUUCUUCGUGUGUAAUAUGCUUGUUGAAAAUGAUUUAUUUUUCAGACUGUAUAAUAUAUCAUUGUAUUAAAUUCUGCAAAAACAAUUUUUAUUUUUUUUUAUUAAUUCGUAAAAUAUAAGUUAUUAUAAUAUACGAGUACUUUACUAAUAUUUAAGAGAACGUGAUAUCUACACAGACAUGCAGCCCGUCCGAGAUUAAUUUAAUGGUUUAUUUUAUUUUAAAUUUCAAAUUAUUGUAAUUUAAUCGAGGUAGGUACCUACCUUGUAAUACUUGUAAUAUUCAAUAUGACGUUUCGGGGAUACAAAACACAAUAAUAUAUGAAAUAUUAUUUUAGGUACUUCAUAUACUUAAAUACAAUUAAUACAAUAAUUAUCUACUUUUAAACUAUGUUGUAUUUAGUAAACAUAAUAAUAAGCAAUUCUUAAAAACUUGAAGAUUAAGAGGACGUGAUAUCCGCAUGUGUUGUCUCCGUCAUAAAAACGUACGACAUAGAAAAUAUAUGUUCAGCAGAGUGAACUUUGUGCUAUUAGUUUUAGUUCUAGAUCAUUAGAAUGAAUUGAUCUGUUUUUAAACUGCAAUAAUUCAUAUUUUUAUUUCACACUUGAAAAUUUAAACAUCUAUAAUAUCCGACGUAGUUGCACAGAUUGUGUUCUUAAUUUCUUAUCUUUUGAAGUUUGGUAAUAGGUAAAUUCAUUCUGAUAUUAAAACUUAUUGGCAUAAAAAUGUGUGUUAUUAGAUUUAUAAUUAAUAAUCGGCAGGUCUGUCCCUGCCGAACGUAAAUUUACUAUGUCAUACGUUUGUAAGACGAAGACAGCUGCGCAUGCAGAUAUCACGUUCUCUUAAUCUUUAAGACGUUAUGAAACUUUUGACAUACAUUUUAAUUUAUUGCUUGUUAUUAUAUGUAGUAUAUAAUAUACUAUUGUAGUUUAAAAUUAGAUAACUAUUAUAUUAAAGUAUAGGUAACUAGAAUAAUAUUUUAUAUGUUAUUAUAUUUUACAUUCCCGAGACAACAUAUUAAAUAACUAUUACAAGAACGUACCUCGAAUAAAUAACAAUAAUUUUUAAAUUUGAGAUAAAAUAAACCAUUUAAAUCAAUCCCGGAAUCCCAGAACUAUAAGGAAGUGAAUUCCCCUUCUCUAACAAUCUAAAAAAGUUUAUUUUAUAAUUAUUAAAAAUUGCAAAAAAAAAAAAAAAACCCAAUAAUUUUCAUAUAUUACUGUAUUUGCAUUUUUUUCGUUUUAAUAUUUCAUAAUAAUUUGUAAUACUAAAAUUAUUUUUCCUUAUUCCAUCAUUAGAUCGCAUUCUAUACCAUUAUGUAUAAACGUACUUUUUUCGUACUACGUUCCGCCAAUUAAUAAGUGAAUUGAUUGACAAGAAUUAUUAUUUUAUAAAAUAAGUGUUAAUAAAUAACUGUUAUAAAAAUGUUUGUUUUAUAUUUUUUUAGGGUAAUUGUUUAUGGCUGCACGCUAGUGGAAAAUCAAUCCUGUUGAAGGUAAAUAUUAUCAAAACUCUAUAAUACGUUUUAUAUUUCCAUAUUGUUACAAUUGAUUGCAUUUAAUUGCACGAAUCAUUUAUAUUUAUAGGAGAUAUCACUAUUGGAUCUGACAGAUCUCGAAAAAGAAGUGCUUUCGUUCGUUUCCUUAAAUAAGCUUCAAGAGAUAAGUCUCGGAGUUCCAAUACGAAUACCAACAGGUAAAGUAACAUAUGAUGCGUAGUCUUAAUACGAGUAAAAUAUGUCCAUCCUUAUACUCGUAACCAAUUAUAAUUUUUACUUUCCUUAAAAUAAUACCUAUAAUUACCUACCAACUUUAUAUUUUGUUUUUAUAGAUUAGAGUGAUCCUUAACUAGUAAAAUAAUUUAUACCUUCCAAGAACUCUUUCCAAAUAGUUAAAAAAAAACAUGUCCAAAUUUGGGUAUUCUAUCUUAGUAUUAAAGGGUGCCACAGAGCACUUGGUUUUUCGCAUUAAAACAACAUAGAAUUUCCAGAAACCUUCGAUAAAUUUUGUUCAGGUCUUUAAAAAGAAAAAAGAAAACUGUUGAAAAAAAUUGAAUGCUGUGCGAAAAACAUCUGCUGUUUAUGUCGAAGUUUGUUUACACCUCCAAUAAAAAACCUCAUGUAUCGAAAAAGAAAAUUAUUCAAUUAAUUAUACAACAAAUAUUAAAUUAUAAUAUAAAGUGACAUUUUGUGUUGUUUAAUGUUUUAAACUCCUCAAUGGUUUCAUUGGAGUGAGCAAUUUUCACUGUUUUCUUUUUUUCUUGUUCAACAAAUAACAUUAGGGAAUCCAUUCUUAUUUGAGUCAUAUUGUUGUCCGAAGUUUACUUUUCUACGCACAUCUGUUAUUUAAAACGGCCUAUGUUUCUUCUUCUCGUUCGUGUUUUUUUAAUCUAAAACACCAAUAAGAAAUUAAAAUGAAUUUUAACUAAGCUAUAAGACAUUUGUUUUCUUUGGGUGGUAUCAUCAUACAACGCGUAUUAUAAUUUAUAAUACACGUGUAUACAGAGUGAUUUUUUUUAUCACGAAUCAGCAAUUUUCUUAGAAGACUUUAAGUAAAUUUAUUCCCUGUUUUUAUUUUUUUUAAUUAUUGUGGAAUCGUUUAAGCUAUAUUUUAAAACGAUUUUAAAUUGUAUAUCUUAUUUAAGUAGUACUUCUAUUUUUCAAAUGUUUUUUCUAUUCUCUUUUAAACAUAGAUUCGAAUGAGGAAUAUGUUUUUUAGAAAUGUUGAUAAGCUAAUAUUAGAUUUACCGCUUAAUUAUGACUUAAUAAUAAUUCAUAAUUAUGAAUUAUAACUGUUUAAAGUUUUGACCGGAGGAGUAGGGAAGAGUAAUAAAUUGCAUACAUAUUUUCAAAUGAUAAAUUAAAGUUUAUUUAAACGAUUAUAACUCAUGAACACUAAAUCUAAUAUUAGUGGCAUGCAUAUAAUAAUGUCUAGAAAAUAUUCUCCAUUCGAAUCUGUGUUUAAAAAAGGGAAUUCUUAUUUGAAAAACAAAAGUAUAUACUUAUUUAAGGUAUAUGAAUUUGAGGUAGAAAAUUAAAAAUGGUUUUUAAAAUAAAGCCCUCACGAUCGCACAACUAAAAAAAAAAAAAACAGAUAGCAAAUUCACUUAAAAUACCACGAGCACUCUGUAUAGAAUAAAGUAAUAUAAUUGUAGAAUAUUUCAUUAUAGAAUACACGUAUUCAGAGAUUGUAAAUUUUAAUAUCAAAAAUAUUUUAUAUUUUUGGCCAAACUCCAUUUCUUAAAUAUAAUUUUUAUCAUUAUAUUUUAAAAAAUAAAAAACCGAUUUUUUUUUUUACUUAUAAUUUAUUACUUAAUUCAUAUUACUCAAAAAAAAUAUUUGCCUUUUGAAUGGUAUAGCUAUUUAUUUACUUAUCGCUAUACUGUGUACAGGACAGCGUUUUUUAACAUAUUCAAAGUUACCAUUGCCUUACGGAGCAAAAGAUUAUUCAACGUUCACAACGUGAAAAUCACGUAAUUAAGGGUAUGGGAAGUAAGAGGGAUUGCUGAAUGUAAAAUUAAAAAAAAAAAAAAUCGAAAUGAUCAAUGAACAAAUAAUUAUAAAUAGAAUGGAGUUGUUGACCUUAACUUACGGCCAUCAUAAGAAUUUUUUUCUAAUAUUUAAUCUAAUCUAUUUACGGUUAUUAAAAAUAAUUCAAAACUAAACCAUAAUAAUAUUAUAAGUUUACCAAAGUCUCUUUUGAUUUUCAGAGUCCUAUACUAAUAUUAUGGAAUGAAAAAAUAGCAUACAUUUUUUUUAAUUGUAUUUGCUCGUGCUAUGGCCAUCCUUCACUUUCUAUGUUUUUGUAAUAAUUAAUAUUACCCAGUAAAAAAUUAAUUAAUGUAGAUGAAUACAACCAUAAAGGUACCCUGUACUAGUAGACUCGUGCCUUCCGAAUAUUGCUUAAUAUUAUACAUUACGAGCUGCGGUCAAAUAUAAUGCAGUGGUACACCAAAACAUUACGUUAAGUUGCACCACUCUGUAUCAUUAAUAUUGUACAAAAUAAUAUUGAAUUGGAUACAGGAAAUAAACACAUUGCAUUUUAUCCAUAAUUUGUUGACAUCUGUAGCAGUUUGUAUGUUUUCAAACAUUUUACGAAUUUUUUUUUUUAAUGCACCUACAUUUUUGAAACAUAUUAAUCAGUUCUAAAACAAACCACAUACAUUUGAACCCAUAUUUAUUGUUAAAAAUAAUUUAAGACAUUAUUGAUAAUUACUAAAAACGACAUUAAAGUAUAACUUGAAAGGUAUAUUAAGUUAAUUUAUUACAUUUUGGAUAAAAUUUCGUGAUAAGAACACCGUAAUUUUGUAAUCGUGCAUUAAUAUCAGUCACUAAAAAUACGCUCUGUGUUUGACCGCAGUAUAAAUGUACAGAUUACACAUAUCUCGUCUAUUAGUAUAAGCCAUGACAAGAAUAACUAUAUGGCUUAUCAAACUACAAAUUUCCACUAUUUAUGAAUAAAAUAAAAAUGAGUGACAAUAGCAGCAAUACUGGCCAUAGGUGACAACUUCAAUCUAUACUCUAAGUGUCCAUUAGGAAAAAAAAAUUAAAAAUUAAAUGAAUAGGUAACCAUAAAAACUUCAUUCUUGGAACGAAUGAAGCAUACAUACAAAAACAUGCUUGCAGCCCUUUUAUCACCUAAAACAUUCAUAGCACCAUCCCCACAGUUCACACACCAAAAAACCCCAGAGGAGAGGGUUAUAACUCUCAUUCAGACCUAUUGAUAUAGAAGUUAAAUAGUCACUAGUGGUAAUAAAGAUGAAUUAUAUUGUAUGUGCUAUGUUUUUCACGUUUAAUGGUUAUUAAAAUUGAUCUAAUGUUUAUAUUAGGUAAUGUGCUAUCAGCUGGUCCAAAAAAGCGCAGGCCGUACCUUUUGAAAAAAAGAUCAAAUACAACUGGUAAUUUAAAAGAUAAAGACGAUAACGGUAAGAAAAAUUUAUUUUAAUACAUUUAAGGGUAUUUAAGUAAUAAACAUAGGAGGAAAGGGUAGCAUUCCGUAAUCCGAAAAAAAACAUAGACUGCAAUUUUUUUUUUUUUUUUAGAAUUGUUUAUAAUAAUUAAAUAUUAAUUUCGAUAUAACGAUAUAGAGUUGAGAUAUUUAAAAUACAUUAUUAAAAAAAAAUUCAACGUACAAAAACAGUUGAUUUAAAUAGCACGAAAAAAAUUGUUUUAAACGAAAAACAUUCCACUUUCAAGUGAAAUUGAAUAAAUAUAAUGAAUUACAACUAUAAAAAGUUAGUAUUUUCUAUUAUGCCAUUUAAUAUUUUAUAGUGAAAAAUUAAAAUUAUAACUUCUCAUCGAGACGAGUACACGUUUAAAAAAAUUGUAUUGAAUUGUAUAAACUCAUAAACUCAACACUGCGAUAUACAAGAAAAGUAAAUUUGAAUUUCACAAAACAAUACAUAUAAGCAGUAAACAACUGAAUACAUCGAAUCUGUUUCGAGGCUUUCAAUAAAAAAAAUAUUUAUUUUUUUAAUCCACCUAACGGUAUGUGUGUAUAUUAAAUAUAUUUUCGUAUAUUAUUUGAAAUCGUGAGUUUUGUUUAUUUAAUAUAAUUGUGUAUAAAUUUGGUAAACUUGAAUAAAAGAGUUGCUGACGAGUUUCGUCGCCAUAAAAAACGCUUUAAACUACUAUUUUUAUGAAAAAAGGGGGCAAAAACGUUUUAAUUGAAUCGAAAAUAGAAAACAACUCAAAAAUUUAGCAGAAAAAAUAAAAAUAAAUUAUGGUUAAUUUUGAUGGGGAUAAUUUUAAUUAUCUGAUAAUAGUGAUAAGAUGUUUAUGUGGUUUUAAAUUAUUGCAAACGAAACUCGUCAGACCUACACAGUAUUUUUUAUUACUUUGUCUGUAAAUCGUGUUUUUUUUAUGGGAGGAGGAUGUGAGGAGAAAAGAGUCCACGAAAGUUUAACCUAUUCGUUCGCUGAUAAAAUUAAUUUUUUAAAAAAAAAAAGAUGUCCUAGGAUAAUGGACACGAGUGCAGCCACUGUUUCUAGGUAAUUUAAUGUAUAUCUGUAAGAAACGAUUAACCAUUAAUAACGAAAAAACGAUUCUGAGCGCAGGUCAAUUGAUAGUGAUGCUUUGUCAACAACAUUCAAUGUAUGUCAUACAUUAUAUAUUAUUAUAUUAUGGUAAAAUAAUUAAAUAGGCUUUAAAUAUUUUCUUUAAUAAUAUUUGUUUAUUAAAGCAUCGAUUUUUUCUAUUUAUUAAGAAAAAUUUUGGGAAAAUCGAAAAAUUACCUCGUUAUAGUACCUUCCCAGUUAGAGUUUCUUUCAAAAAAAGUAUUACCAUUUUAAAUUAGAGCGAAAUUUCUGAUAAAAAAAUUGUACACAGAAAAAAAAGCCAUAAUAUUUUUUUACUAACACCUACAUUUCAUACAUUUUCCGUUCUUCCGACAUUUUAUCCCGGUUUUUCCCAGAUAUUAUGAAAAUCACUUGAAAAAUCAAUAAACGACUUCUCUAAAUUAUCAUGAAGAUAAAAUUUCCUUUCGAAAAAUAACCUAUACUUGAUAUAUCGAAGCAAGAUUUCUGGUAGAAAAGUUUGCACAACAAAUAAAGCGGUAUUUUGCGAUUAAAAUAGUCCGAAGGAACGAUUUCUUGGGUUUCUAGGUAUAUCCAAAAUGCAUUUGUUUUUUCCUUGUUCAGGUAAGAGAAAAAAAAAUGUAAAACAUUUUUGUUGGCACACUGGUUUCAACUCGGAACCUCUAGGAUCAUAAUAGGCAUAAAUAACCAUUAGAUCACGACAUAUAUACAAAGACCAAUAUAGUUAUUUAACAUAACAUACAAUAUAAAUAAUAAGGUAAAUAAAAGUUUUUUGUCUAAAUUUCGAGUCUCUACGAAUAUUUUUAACUGAAUUACAAUAAAUAACAAAAUUGAAAAAUAAUAAUAGCAUUAUUUUCGUAAAUUCCCGUUUUUCUUAUGUUUUAUCCUGGAUUUUUCUAAAUAUUAUGAAAACCGCUUAGAAAAUCAAAAAAUGACCUCCUUAAAGUACCAUCUGGACAACAUUCUCUUUCAGAAAUGAUGCCGCGCGUAUAUAUCUAAGCAAGAUUUAUGGUCGAAUUUUUGUAUACAGUAUAAAUAAAAAAAAAACAAAACAUCUUAGUAAAACCAAUACAUUCUUCGUUACAUUCAGUAUGUACAAUUACAACAUUGCCGAUUCUCUGAUACUAUAUUUUCGUAAUACUUUAAACGGUGCCGUAUACUCGGAGAAAGAAAAAAAUAAUAACAGAUUCAUUUAUACAAAGUAAAAUAUUAGAUAUACCUAUACGGUAAGAAGCUAUCAGUGUAUACCAGUAGUAAUAUACGUAAAUCUAAAACCAUCAAUAUUAUACCUACGCUCGAAAUAAUAAGAGUCGAGUGGAUUAAUUAAUAAUAAAAAAAAACGGACAUACUUCACACGAUGAGUGGGUGACUGUUCUAGGUGAGAAGUUAGGAAGGUAGAGGAAAAAUAUAAUAUCUGCGUAUAAUGCAUAUAUAUGUACGCAACAAUUAACCAUUACUAGCGAAAAAUGAUUCUGAGCGGAGUUCGGUUGUACAUGUUUCGAAAGACCAUAAUAUUUAAGAUUUGAAAAUAAUACAUUUCGUACAUUUUACGAGUUUUCCCAUUCAUAAUAUAAACUUCUGGGAAAAUCAAAAAAUGACCACCCCAGUUAGAUUUCCUUUCAGAAAAAUUGCUACACUUAAAAAUCGGAGCCAAAUUUCAGGUAGAAAAGUUGUUUGCAGAUAAACAAAUAUAAACAUCAUUGUAAACUUGUAUUUACACAAACGUCAUAAAAGACUUAUGCAAAAACAACUUUAAUAUAAUUGACGAGAAUAAUUAAACUACACUUAGGUGCGUGUGUGUACAAUUAAAUAUGUCAUCAUCAAUUUAAACAUUAUUUUUCAAAAAGAUCGGAUUAUUUCUUUUUUUUUUUCAUUUUUAAUAUUGCCAGUUCGUCUAUGUAAAAAACCGCAGACUGUUUUACGGAAUUCCGGGUUUGAAUAUUUAGUCGAAGAUUGAAUUUAUAAUUACAAUAAUAAUAAAACAAAAAAAAAGCAAAAUAAACUAUUUGUUAUUCAUACGGCGAAAUCCGCGCGUAGUCUGGGUGUUUUUUCAAGCGAAAUGAGUUAAAUUUAACUCUAUUUUUUUGGCAUAAGUUGUGACAAGAUAUUAAAUCGUCAUUACAUUAUGUACACUUGUGCAUACUGUGACGUUCCUCGGACUACUGUCAAUCCCACGGUUUUGUAUCCAGGAGGGCAUAAAAAUCAUACGAAAAUCUAGGUUGUUUAUUUUUAAAAAAAUUUCCUCACGGCCUAGUUUACGUUAUUUACAAAAAAAAAAAAAAAAUUAUAACCAUGACAAUGAAAACCGACACACUCGAUUGUAUCAUAUUAAUAAAAAAAACACAACUAUCAUUGAUAUUAUUCUACUUAUAUCUUGUGCGCCUACGUUUGCACGUUGUCGUCGUCUCGACUCAAGUUUAAAAUAUACCGAUGAUAUUUUUACAUUAAUUGUUUUACACUAUUUUUAUUUUUUUCGUUUUAUCUUGUAUAAUUAAAAUGGAGAUGUCCAAUAAAUACGUCUAUUUUUAAUAAUUUACAUAUCUGUAUAAAUGUAUGAUAUUGUUAUAAUCAAGACCGGCUUGAAAGCGGUUCAAACUGCACCCGCGCACAGAGCCCAGCGAUUUAAGAGGUCCUCCGUCAAGUCGCAAUCUUAGCUCAUAAUUUCACAUAAUUGUUUAGUAGGAAAAUAUAAAUCUAAAAUAGUGGAACUAUAAGAAUUUUUCAGUAAAGAUUUACCUACACAUUUGAUAAUACAGAAGGUGAAGCAAAAAAAAGCUUAUUAAGGCCCCGAAAAAUUUACCACAGAGGGCCUCGAUAUUUUCCAAGACAAUCCAAGUUAUAAUAGAUGUAACAACAUAAAUAUCAUUCUUGAUAGGAUAUUCCGUAUACAAAUUAAAAAAGAUAAAUAUCCUCGUGGAACAACAUAAAACAAAACCAACGCUAUAACCCGCUGAACCCUUUAAAUUCUCGAACGUCGAAAAUAUGCGCAUCGCACUAUAUCUGUCUGACAAGUGAUAUAUAAGAAAUAGAUUAUUUAUAUGUACUUAAAAUCCACAAAUAACACUUAAAGUCUUAGAAAAAAAAAAAAAACACUUAAAGAAAGCACAGAACAAAUAUUUAAAAAUCGCAGAUGGGUUUAAAAUGUCCCGCUCGGUUCUAACCUAUAAAUUAAAAUUAUUCAACACUACAAGUACGAUUGCCAUUAUUUAUAAUACCCACAAUUUUAUUUUCAAAACAAUUUCUUUGUGUUAAUCAUUUUUGUAUUGUUAGGCAUUUCAUUUUUAUUUUAUAAGUUAGGGACAUUAGUUAGGGGGACUUUUAAAUUCCUCUACUAUUUUUGUUUUUCAAAUAUUUUUUCAGAGCUUUUUUGUAAAUUUAAAGUCCAUAUAAAUCCAUUCUACAGUGAUAAGGAUAACUAUGAAGCAUAUAUUAAUUGAAAAGAAAAGGUUGUAGUUUGGUUUUAAUUAACGACUUAGUCAAUAUUAACGAUAUGGCUUAUAUAUUAAUUUUUAAGUUAAAUCGUAAAGCCUUUUUAAUUUUUAUGAUGAUGUGUAGACAGAAAAACUGAACAAACAAUGAGUGUAGCAGAGAUAAGAAUGCUUAGGUGGAUAAAUGGCAUGGCGAGAGAAGACAAGAUAAGAAACGAGAAGUGAGUACGUAGAAGAUAGUAGUCAAAAUAAAAGAAAAUAGACUGACAAGGUUUGAGCAUAUCAUGAGGAAGGAUGAACCAGAAACAUUGAGAAUGGUAAUGUAAAUAAAUAUAGGAAGAAAUUAGAGAAGAGAAAGAUCAAAGUAGAGGUCGUUGGAUGUAAUUCAGUAUGAUAUAAGGAUAACGGUCGUAUGAGAAAGCAAUGUGGAGGAUCGGGCCAAAUAGAAAUUUAAAACGAAGGUGGUCGACCGUAAAGAGUUGGUAUGAAGAUAAAAGAGAAGGAGAAGUAGAUGACUGUGUAUAGCAUAUAAUAUCUGGUACGAUUUGAGUACUUGGUUUUUUAAUAAAUAAUUAAAUAAAACAAUUAUUUUUUUUUUUUAUCUAGAUAAACAGUUACGGAUUAAUUAAUUUAUGUAGAAUCAAAAUUAUGAUCCUAUAGAUUUAAAUAUCUAAUUUUUAGAUACUUAAAUUGUUAUGUAUUUAUAUGAUACAUGAUUUAUGUAUCAGCAUCUAAUUAUUUUAGAAACUAUGUAUUAUUAUUAAAUGUAUAAACAUUACUCCCUUUUUUAUUUUUACGUUAAAAAAUAAAAAUAAAUACGAUGAAUAUAUUAUUAUGACUAGUGACUAUUUUCGUGUACACUACAAUACACAUUAUACACAAAUGUGCACUACAAAAAAUUAAAAUUUACACUUACCACCUGCGUUUUGAUUAUAGAUAAAUCACAAGGUUCUGCAAUGUAAGAAAAACAAUUUAUCUAAAAAAUAUUUAGAGUAUAAUCAACCCUUGAUAUAACACACAUUAUUUCGGAAAAUAUUUACUUUUUUAUUUUUUUUUUUUUAAACAACUUGUGUAACAAAUAGCUCUUAAAUGUUACAUGGCCGAUAUUUUUUAGAGUGAAACCACUAACCACUUUAGAUUUUUAAAUGGCAAAUUACAUUAAAAUUCCAUAAAUAAAUAACGUUUUGGUUACACAUAUUUGCACUAGGUACGGAAAGUCAAAAAAAAUAGUCACUGGUUUUGAUAGACACGUUUAAUAAAUGUUUUAAGGUUUUAUAACAUUUUAACAUCGGCUCACUAUAUUCGUAUAAUAAUAGUAAUUAUAUAUAUUGAAUGUCACUUUUUAAGUAUUUUAAUCCACUUAUAAUAUCUAAAUAUAUAAUAUAUAGCCAUAUACGAAUGUAUGUUAAAAAUACUCUAAACUAAUAAUAUAAUAUAAUAUAUACAGAGUAAAUUUUUUUAUCAUGAACCAGCAACUAUCUCAGAGGAUUUUUAGUGAAUUUGAUUUAUGUUUUUUCUAAUCAUUGUGGAAUCGUUUAAGCUUUAUUUUAAAACCAUUUUCUAAUUUUUUAACCCUACUCUAUAUACCUUAAAUAAGUGCAUACUUUUGAUUUUCCUAUAGGAACCCCCCUUUUGAACACUGAUUUAAAUAGUGAAUAUUUUUCUAAAAAUUAUAAUAUGCAUCAUAUUAAUAUCAGAUUUACCGUUAAUUAUUUAUAACAAUUUUUAAAGUUUAGACCGGAAAAGUAGGGUAGGGUGAUAAAUUGUCUAUCUAUGACUGUUCUCUGUUCCUCUGGUCUAAACUUUAAAAAUUGUUAUAACUAAUAAACGGUAAAUCUGAUAAUAAUGUGAUGCAUAUUAUAAUUUUUAGAAAAAUAUUAACUAUUCAAAUCAGUAUUCAAAAGGGGAGGUUCCUAUUGGAAAAUCAAAAGUAUGCACUUAUUUAAGGUAUAUGGAGUAGGGGAAGAAAUUAAAAAAUGGUUUUAAAAUAAAGCUUAAACGAUUCCAUAAUGAUUAGAAAAAACAUAAAUCAAAUUCACUAAAACAAAUCCUCUGAGAUAAUUGCUGGUUCAUGAUACAAAAAACCACUCUGUAUAUAUUUAUAUAUAUAUAGGUAUAUAAUACGUUAGCCGAUAUAUUAUUUAAAUAUUUAUUAACAUCGUAAAAUAAAAACUUUGUACGUCAUAAAUUAUUUUUACGCAUGCACGUUCACUAUCAUAUAUUAUACAUAUAGUACGUUUGUAACCGAUUUAAAUGAUACCAAAUUUUUAGAACAUCAAAAUGAUUUAUGAAAUCUUCAAUGCCACGCACUUAAACUGUAUAAUAUAAUUCUAAUAUACCGGACGAACGGGCAACCGUAUUAUAAACAAACAUAACAGAAAAAUAUUGUAUAACACAUAAAGGUUUAUUUUCGAUUAAACGCACUAGUACGGUGACGUUGAAAUAAAACCUUUACCAAAAGUCCUGCCUUAAAUCGCUCUUAAACCGAACCAUUUACUAGUAUAUUUACUAUGUCUUGACCAAAUUGUUUUUAUUUUUAACCUGUAAAAAUGAGUGUUUUAAUCUAACUUAAUUUCUCUUAAUUGUGCCCAUUAAUAAUUUAUUAACAAAUAAAAAUAUUAAAACAAAUUGUUCUGACAAUAAUAUUAAAUGCUCGUCUUUAUGAAAUAUACAUGAUAGGUCAUCUCGUCCUAAACUCAACCAGAGAGUUAUAAAUCAUCGAAGUGUAAAAUGUAUUUGUUGCUAUUUUACGUGUGACACGGACAGAGAGAAUAAAUUAUGUGUGAAGACUAUUGUGUUACUUAACUAUUAUGUUUAGAUUCUGAGUGUAAUCAUAGGAAUCUAGAUAAUUCAUUUACACUUUUUUGGUUAGUAAUAAUGAUUUUUCCUUAUCAAAAUUACCUAAAAUAAGGUAUCUACUGCAGGUAGCUACCAUAAGUACUGCCGGGUGAAUUUUUCAUCUAGUAGUAAGUUUUUAAAUUAUUUUUAGAAAAAUUUUGCUAUUAUAGAAAAAUGUUUCAAAUAAACAACUCACUUAUCCCGAUACCCGAUUUUGAAAUUUUUUAAUUGGAACUUAUAUCAUGAACUAGUAAAUCAUUUUUUUUUAAAUGUGAGAUGAUGGGUUAGAAUUUAUUAUUAUUUUUAACUCAAAAUUUGGGAUUUGGAACUCCAUUUCAACACCCGAAAAAUAUGUUUUUAUUCCUUUUUUGUGAGUGCUGGUAAGCUGGACACUGUGGUAAGCUUUCUCCAGCACUCAGAAAUAAAAAUGAAAUUUUUGUAUGUAAAAAUAGGGUUUAAAUGUCCGAAUUUCGAUUAAAAUAUUACAACAAAUAAUAAAAAAUAAUUUAUAACAUAAUGUUUAAGUUAGCAUUUAAAAGUCGGGUGCCAGGCUAAGUGAGCUGUUGAUUUGAAACAUUUUUCUAAAAAUAAUUUUAAAACUUACUACCAGAUGAAUAAUUAACCCGGCAGUACUUAUGGAAACUACUUGCAAGAAAAAAUCAUUAUUACUAUCAGAAAAAGUGUAAAUGAAAUACCUAGAUAUCUAGAAUUACACUCAAAAUCUAAACAAAAUAAUUCAAACGCAAAGUAGCAACAAAUACAUUUUACAUUUUACCCAAAAGUUGUACUAAAUAUAAUUAAAAAACCUACAACAAAUAAUGCAACAGAUAAUACAUCGACUUUAUAUUAUCUAUUGUAGAAUUGGCUACAAAGACAAAAAAUACAACUUAUACUAUAACCUUGUCAGUUUACUCAUUUAUAGUUAGUUUUAGAUUUCAAUCGUUUUUUUGCUUUAAGUAAAUAUUUAUAGGUUUAUUAUAAACUCUAUAACAAAUAUAACCUUCUAUACUUAUUAUCAUUAGUACAUCUAUAGGUAGUAUAUUAGUAUUUAGUGCAAACUAUCUACGUCUGGUUUUAAAUUCUGAGCUAAGCAAAGAAUGUAUUGGUUUUACAAUAAUAUGUAUUUUUUAGAUUCCAAGCAUAGCGAGGGAGCUAUUAGUUUUACAAUGCUGUUUAUUUCCUUGUUCUUUGUUCUAGUCUGUGGACACAUUUUUUCCCAGUAAACUUGCUCCAAUUUUUACGUGUAGCAUCUUUUCUGAAAGAUCAAGUUGUCUAGAUUGUACUAUGAAUAAGUCAUUUUUUAAAUAAAAGCACAUAAGUGGGAAAAAAAACAUAGGAAAACGUAUAAUUUCACGGUUUCAUUAUUUUAUAAAAAUACGGAUGACGUUUUCUACCAGAAAAAAUAAUUUAAUCGAAAAAAUAUAAAACACCUUUUUUAUUGACUUUAUGAUUUACUUUCUUAAGGUAUCAUUGUAUCAGUAUCCAGUGUAUUGUACCAGUAUCAGCUUUUUUUUAUACUGCGUACAAAAUAUCUACCAGAAAUCUUGUUCUGAAUUUCAAGUGUAAUACCUUUUAUAAAAAUAAAUUGUAUUCAGUUAGUUACAUUUGGCAAAUCAUUUUUGAUUUUCUAAUGAUUGUUUUUAUAAUAAUUGGGAAAAUCCAUGAAAAAACUUGAGGAUAAACGGACAAACAUUUACAGCAUAAUAUAACGAUUUCAUGAUUUUCUUUUUUUGUAACUUAUGUUUUCUACUAGAAAUCUUACUUAAAUCUAAAAUGACAAAAGAUCAUUGCUGUUAAAUUUUUAAUCUAGUUGGUUAGUAAAAAAGUUGUUUUCGAUACAGUUUUCAUAAUAAUUAGGAAAUAUCGAAAAAAAAACUUAGAAAAAAAAACACAAUUUACGAAAGUAAAGUUUUUAUUAUUUUUAAUUUUGUAUCAAAACUUAUAUUUGUCAUUUCUAGACGCGAUAAAAUGUUCAAAUCAAUUUAGCCAUUUUUGAGCGAUUUAUAGACGUUUUAAUUUUACGAGUUUUUUACAACCUUUUUAUUUAGUAGGUACUCUAUGGAUAAAAUUGUAAACUAAACUGAUAUGCUUGAAAAUUUAACAUGUGGUUCAUUAUAAGUUGUUCUUUUGUGGUCAAAAAAAAAAUUGAGUUUAAUGAAGAAUUUUUUUUUAAAAGUAUUUUAAUAUCAAAUUUUGACGAAAUUCGUAAAUAUUACGGCCUUAUAAAACAUGUAUAACCAAACUUCACUCAUAAUCAUUUUUUGUUAGAAAUGAUUAACCGUUGCAUACAAAUAUACAUUAAAUUCUCCUCUGUAUUCUACCAUCCCAACUUCUCAUUUACAACAGUGGUCCAACGCUCAUCCAUCGGGUGAAUUAUGUCUGUAUUUUGUUAGCAUUAUUUAAUAAAUAGCGAGUAUUUAAUAUACUAUAAAAAAAAAGGCUAAUAAGGCGACAUUCAAGGAAGUAUUUGGAACAAUACUACAAAAAAAAAAUUGGGAAAAAGUUAAUUAAUGUCAUCACAAAAUUGGAACAUAAAAAAGGUCUGUUCUUUUAUAUAUAUAAGGAUUUAAAUAUGAAUAUAAUUAAAGCGAAGCAAGAAACAAAUGUUUGAACCAUACCAUUGUAUUGUACUCCAUGUAUCUAUAUGAAAAACGCUUAUACCCACGGUUUAUUUUACCAAUACAUUACUGGCUAUAUCUAUUAUCUAUACUAUGGGUACAUCAUUUUUAACAUGAUCCAUUAUGAUUUACAUUUACCACUCUUAUUUUCAAAAAUCACAAAUACUAUUUUUAACCAUUUUCACUAAGUCAUUGUGAUAAAAAAAAGUUUUUAUAAAAAUAAAAAAACUACUACAUUGCGUAAAAAUGUUUACUACUUUAAAAAUUAUAAUGAACCAGGUGUAAAACAUCAAAUAUUUCAAACAUUUCUGCUCGUCCAAAACCAUUUUAUCCAAAUAAAACUAUAUACAAACUAGAAGAACUCGAAAAUAUCAAUUACUUAUAAAUAGUUCAAAAAUCACGAAAAUAUUUUCAGAAUUAGAUUAUGUCUUAAAAAAACCAAUAUACAAAUUCUAUGAAAAUGUCUGCUCUUUAUAUUUAUUUUCAACCUAAUUACAACCAAAAACAAAAGUGAGAAUAGUAAAACCGUUAUUUCCAUACAUUUUUCCUUUUUUUAAUACACUUUUUCCCAAUUAUUAUAAAAACUGAAAGGAAAACCAACAAUUAUCUGCUUAGUUACCAAUAAAUUACAAUUUUCUUUUAGAAAAGAAUUUACACGUGAAAAUUAGAGCAAGAUUUCUGGUAUAAAAGUUGUUUAUAGACAGAAAAAAAAACACGCACACACACACACAUCAUGGUAAAACAAAUACAUUCAUCGCAGGGCUUAUAAUUGAAAAUGUACUUAACUUAUAAGUUAGUUAAUAAAUCAAUUAAAUUAACCGAGAUUAACUUAACCAAACUUUAAUAAUACAAGUUUUAUUUUUUAUUUCCUAUGAUGAGAUUAGAAAAAAAUAGAUUUUGGGAAUGAUCGGUUUCUUAAAAACCUCACGAGAUUUGUACUCAGGAUACAUUUUCCGAACAAAAUGAUUGUAUUUUAUCCUAUAUAUAUACACGAUAACAAAUUUAUUAGAUACCCGUUAAUGUUUAGUUCAUAAAUAUUAAUAUUUUAUAAUGACUGCGCAUGGUGGAAAACCACACCUGUAGAAUACGAAUGGAUAGUGACGUGAUAAUGCCAAUAAAGUAAUGUUACAGAUAGAUAAUAUAUGACAGAGCUUACCUAAUCCCAAGAUUCGGACUGGAGUAUAGUAUGAAAAGUACAAAGGAAUAAGGGUAAAAGUCCAUUUUUUAAGUAGAGCACAACUUCUCUACAGCUGCAUAAACUCAGGUGCGCAGGUAAAGGGAAAAAGAGGUUAAAACCACACGCCAAUUCAAAAUCACUGCAAGAAUCCAAUUACGAUUUCAAUUUUCUAUUCACUUUAUUUACAAAUAUUUGAUAGUCAGAACACUCCAACAAAUAAUCUAUAUAUCUAAUAUUAUUCAAUUGAAACCUUUUUCACUAAAUGAAAAUCAAUGUUCGAUAGCCAUGUACCAUAACUUUCUCACGCACCAACUAUAUGUACACAGAUGCAAAUAAAACAAAAAAAUAAAAAUAGCACACAUUAUAGUAACACUAAUACAUUCCUCGCUCAGAAUCUAAAAAACAACCGCGUAAUAUUAUGCAAUAUAGUACUCGUAUAUUAAAUUAUAAUAGAAAUUUAACGAUUAGACAUUUUUUAUAUAUAAGUGUUUACUCAAUAAUAUUAUACACGUGUCUUGUAAUAUUUUUUAAGGGCGUAUAUUAAAUUUUUUGUUUUAUGAUUUAUACGUGAUUCGCACAUACAAUGUAAUGUAUAAAUAAUUUAUAUAGUUUUUUUUUUUUUUGUAAUCUAUAAAAACAAAUGUAAAAAAUAUUUCCGGAUUUAAUCUCUAAAAAAUUAAAACAUAUUAAUAUUAUUCACGCACAUAAUUAAUGACACACACACACACACACGCGCGCGCGCACGCUUUAUACCGGUUGAAUCCUAAACAAUUAAAAAAAAAAAACGUUUCUAAAAACCAAAGUUGUAUGAGCAUUGAGCAUAUAAUAAUUAUUGUGCUAAUAUUUAAUGAAGUGUUAAAUAAUUAAAAGUUGGCUGGUUUACGAUUUAUACAUAUAUAAAUAAAUGUACGGUUUUUUUUUUUUACUACUAAAGUGAUAUUUACCGUUAAAUAUAUAAAUAUACCCACUGUAUUAUAGUGCCUACUUUAUUUUUAGAAUGUUUUUUUUUUUUUUUUUUGAUUCACAUCUAUAGAGAAAUUUUUCCGUUUUACAUUGAAGAUAAAAUUAGCAAUAGGUAAUCUAUCGAAAUCAGUGGCGUAACGAAUGACGGUGAGCGGCGACUUCAGCGUGCGGUGUGGUCCGGGUAAUCCAAGAGCCCGUGUAAAUGUGAACUUUUUUUUUAGUAUACAAUUUUAAUUCUUAAAGGGCCUAAGUACGAUUUUAUUUUUGUUCAACAACUUUCUUUGCGUGGAAAACUCUUUUACGAGGUGUAAAGUGGAGUGAACCGAUUUUAUUAAUUUUUUUGUUGAAUUCUUGCAUGGCAUAUUUGACUUUUAUAAUAAAAACUUUACUUCUUAACGUUAUAAUUACAGUUAAAAUAUGAUCAACUUCCAUAAGUAUACCUGUAAGCAGCUCUAAACCAUUGCUUACGAAAAAACGAUUCUGAGCGAAAUUCAGUUGAUAGUAAUGCUUUGUCAACAAUAUAUAACGAGUCAUUUUAUAGUAAAAUAAGUAAAUAGGCUUAAUAUAUUUUCUUUAAUAAUAUUGUUUAAUAUUGUACCGAUUUUCUUAAUUUACCUACGUUUUUCCCGGUUUUCCCAUGUUUUAUCUCGGUUUUUAACAUUUUCUUGGAUAACUCUUGGGAAAAUCAAAAAAUGACCUCUCUAAAAUACCCCUCUAGUGAAAUUUUUUUUUGGAAAUAUUGCUAUCAUUAAAUAUAGGAGGAAAAUUACUCGUAAAAAAGUAUAGGGGAAAAAUGGUAAUAUUUUAGUAAUAUAUUUCGUACAUUUUUCCAUUUUUUUUCGGUUUUCAAAUUUUAUAGAAAAACUUUUGAGAAAAUCGAAAAAUGAUUUCUUUAAAACACCUUUCCAACCGAUUUUCUUUCAGAAAAGGUACUUUGUUUAAAAAUCCGAGCAAGUCUUUUGUUAGAUAAGUUGUUAACAGAUAAAAAUAAAAUAAAAUCAACAUCUUUGUAAAUCCAUAAGCUUCUUUGCUCCACUCUUAAUCUAAAAUUAAAAACAAUUCAUACGAUUUAAUUUCCUCUUUUUUUAGAAAAACUUGAGUCACCAAAUAAAAUCGAUGAAGGGAAAACGAUUGUCUUCCUUUUAAAUAUCAAUUAAAAUCAAUGUUGUUCUCAUGAAAUCACCCCUUCGGAUCCCUACUUUAUUUGUUAAAACAUCUGUUACAUCUUUGCAUUAUUCAAUCGUAUAAUUUACAUAUCAUAUAAGAGGACAAAAGUUAAUGCUUAAUUACUUUUGAGCCAUUGUUUUAAACGUAGGAUAGCUUGUUUUUUAAUAUAACGAAUUAUCUAAAGAUAACCUCAGUUUUGAACAUAUAUACCUAUACAGACUGGGAUUGCUUAGACACUCGUCGGAAUUUUACUGAUUUCUUGUAAUUAUUUUGUUUACAAAAGUAUUAUGUUUCUUAUGUACAAGUAUAUAAGUAAAAUAAGAACUAUAGGCGCAAAUAGUACAAAUAAAUUGGGGUGGAUUUGACCUGUCCCCUCCAUAAUAUUGAGUGUGUACACAUUGUUUAUUAAAUUUAUUUAUGAGGAGAUAAAUGAUUACCAUCCAUAUUUGUGCCAAGUGAUACUUAUAAAUAUGAAUACUAAAAAGACAAAUAAAUAAAUUCGAAUUUGAUUACUAUAUUACAUUAUAUCUAAAAAAUAAAAUACUGCACAUGCAAGAACAUUAUGAUGAUUCGCUCAAAUAAUCGUGGACUAAACUCGACGUUCGGGUAUUCCCGUUAAAAUGUACUUGUAUUAAAUAUACAACAGUAUGGUAAAAAAACGAAGGAAAAAAAAUCGCAUUUUGGGUAAGUUUAAAGCGUAUUCUACGUGCGGGACCGACAAACAAAAUUACAUAAUAUAGUUCGUAUACAGUAAUUCGAGUGUGUUUGGCACCAGUCGCCUCUGUAGUAACAAAAAAAAAAAUGUUUUAAUAAUAAAACAUGUGCGCAAUCGAAAGUCGGUCGGCUGGUCGGCGAGAACGCAUAUUGCAUGUAUAUGUAUGAUUAUUAUUUGCUAUCAAUAGCGGCGAUUAUGUCGAUGUGUACAGCUAUUUCGGUGUAGAGUUAUUAGGUCCGACGGAUUUGAAACUGCCUCGGCGAAAUUGAUAUCUACACGCUAUAACUAAGUAAGAAAAAAUAUAGAAAUAUUUUCCAUUCGUUUCGACUAUGCGGGCGUGCUGAUUUUCUGGAUAUCUUCAUCAAAGGUUAUAAAUGUUUUAGGUAAGAUUUAAUCGUAGACCUAUCGUAUGGACGCGUCGAGAAAACAAAAACGUUCUGCAAAAUGAUUACGAGAACAAAUUUCAAAUUUAACAGCCCCCUUCUAACCGUUUUCCAUGAUUUGAAGCUAUUAGUUUUACAAAGAUGUGCUUUGUGUGGAUCUUUUCUACUAGGAAAACACUUUUACGGUCAGUAAAAAAUAACGUUCCGAUUUUUACACCUCAUUCCUUUAAAAUAUGCGAAUUUCUCAACUGACGGUAGGUACAAUUUAUGUAAACUACUUUUACUUGCGUAACAUUUUUAGAUUCUGAGCAAAGCGAGGAAUGCAUUUGUUUACAAUGAUGUUUAUUUUUUUUUUAUCUGUAAAAACUAAACUACCAGAAGUCUAGCUCCAAUUAUCAAGUUUAGUGCAUUUUCUGAAAAGAAAUUUUAUUUGAGUAGUACUUUAAAAUGGUCAUUUUUAAAGUUUUUAAGCGAUUUUUAUAAUAAUUGAGAAAAAUCGAGAAAAUUUACAAAAUGUAUUAUUUUCAAUUUAAUUAUGUAUUGUAAUUCAGUUAAAAAUAUAGAGACUUGAAAUUUGGACACAAGACUCAUAUUUACUAUUUUUAGACAUGGUAAAAUUUUCAUAACAUUGGAGCCAUUUUAAAGCUAUUUGAGACAUUUUAAUUUUGCGAGCUUUUUACGUAAUUUUUAUUUGAUAGGUACUAUACGGAUAAAAUUGUUAGACCAAACAGAAAUGCUUAAAAAUUUAACAGAAGGUUCAUUUUAAAUCGUAAUUUGUAGUUGAAAAAAAAAGAAAAAUUGAGUGUAAUGUAGAAUUUUUAUAAGAAUUUUUAUAUCAAAUUUUGAAGAAAAUCAUAAAUAUUACGGCCUUAUAAAACAUGUAUAACCCACCCAUCGUGCGAAAGAAAUCAGUCUUUUUUUUUAAAUUCUAUUACGUUAGUUAAUUAAGUUUUCUCAACAAAUGUGAAAAACGGAAAAAUAACUUGAGGAAAAACGAGAAAAUCGGUACAUUAAACAAAUAUUAUUAGUAAAAACUCGAUGGCAAUGCCUAUUUAAUUAUUUUACCAUAAUAUGACAUAUUAUAUUGUUGAUAAAGCAUCAACUGAUUAUCAACUGAUCUCCGCUCAGAAUCACUUUUUCAUUAGUAAUAGUUUAUCAUUGCUUACAGAUAUAUAUUAAAUUCCCUUCUGUAUCCUACCCUCCCAAAUUUCCACCAAUAACAGUGAUAGCACCUGCCCUAUUAUCUCUAGAAUAGUUUUUUAAAAGUAAGUAUUUAUUUGAUAGAUAAAAAAAUGUUCGUUAUCAUAAUAUAGAUUAUAUUAAAUCCACUGGAAUUCUUUAGACCAUUAUGCUCAUAUGCGAGGCCACAUAUUAAAUAUAUUUUAUGACUAAUAGGGUUUUUACUAUUCAAAUAAUUCAGUAUUAAUAUUUUAUUUUUUACAAAAAUAAAAUAACAAUCCAAAUUUUGAGGUUUUACCAUAAAAGUAUUAAAAGAGUAUUAGUGGUUUGGAAGUUUAAAUAUUUGACUGCACCACCAGAAAUCGAGACCAAUUUACUACUACCACUACUUGAAUAAAGAGGCUUAUUUUUACAGUUAUUAUAAUACUCAAAUAAUGAUAUUAUAUUAUUUAAAUACUAUACGCUUUACACAUUUUAAUGAAGUACCGGGACUACAUUAUUAAUGUACACAUUAGGUACGUCACACGGCCAUAGUAAGGUCCCCGGAAAUUUGAUAGCGUUCAAAGUACUUUUUAUAAAGUCAUUGGCCUAACUAUAACUAGUUAUCUAAAGGUCUCUAAAAUUAGUUUACAUCGGUAUUUAUACAAAAAGGUAAUUUUAUAUGCCUAUAAAAUAAUCUCACAAAUUACUCCUAAUUAAUAUUAUUAAGUAUUAGCUGCAAACUAUUUUAACUAGUUCAGUAUACUUACACACAUAAAACACAUUAUUUUUCGUAUCUAAUAUCUAUAAAUAUUUUGGUUUAAAAAUAAUGUAAUUUCAUAAAUAGCUAUAUAAAAUUACAAAUAUCAUCCGAAAUAAAAUAAGAUGAAAGUACUUACUACCUAUUAUUGAUGAAGUUUAAUCUUCAAAAAUUAUCUUUAGUCCCUUCUCGAAUUGUUCGAUUUUUUUUCUAUGAGAUACCAAAGUAUAAUAAUUAAAGUAUAACCUAACCUAACCUAACCAGUAUAAAGAUAAUUGUUUUUUUUUUUGUCAUAACCAUUAUUAUUUUCUGUAAACGAUUUUCGUAAUAAAUAAGUUUACUUAUUUAUUAUUCUGUAGUUAUAAUCCGAGUAUAGAGCAAAUUAUUAUAGUUAUAGUUGUAAUUAUAGAUAAGGCGUGUUUUCGCAAAAUUAGACGGCUUCGUUAUCAAUAUUACUGUAUUAAUUCACUGUAUCUAUCAGUAAACAACAAAAUUGUAGAUCAUUAGGAUACGUAGAUAGUUUUACAAUCGUGGUAAUAGUCAGUUAAACGGUAUUAUUUAAUUUCAAUUAUUUGCCAUGUAAGAGACAGCAAAGACAUUGCCCCGCUGUAAGUCACUCUUGAAUUAUUUAAAUUUACUUCCUCCCCCUCCCUCUCAAAAAAAAAUCUCAUAUACUAUAUGUAUCUAGCAAUUAUAUAAUAUUCUAAGUAAAACAUUUUAUUCGCUUGAAAGGUACUGAGGUGUCCGUAUGCUUUAUUUUCGAUGUGUAGGUAUAUUCCGUUUGUGAUUUUUAAAAUAUUGGACAACAAAAAAUACUUAACUAAUUAGAAAAACAUAGAAUUCAAGAUGCGCACAUAAAUUGAUAAUAUUAAUUCGACAGAAAACAAUAACAACUCAUCGAAAAUAAUUGUUUAUACUUGAGAGAAUGAAAAUUAUAACAUGUAUAAUUUUUUCAGUUGUAGAACUGAAUAAACGCCAAAAAAAAAAAAAAAUGUACUCUAAUCGUUUUUACACGAUCUAUCUGUUUUUAUUUUUAUUUUCAGAAAGCCUUUAUCCACAUACAAUAUUUGGUGUAUCGUUAAACGAAUGCCUAGAGCAAGAACGGUCAUCAAGAUCUCACUUAAAGGUUCCGACCGAGGCUCAAUAUAUGCCAAAAAAUCCACGUGGGCGAAGUAGUUUUUCAAGUUACAUUGAAAUUCCUAAAGAUUCUAGUGAGGUACGUGUAUUACAAUACUAUUGUAUACCAAAAUAUAUAUAUAUAUAUAUGUGUGUGUAUUUAAAAUUUACCAUGUCUUAAAAUAUUUAUUCAAGUCAGCAAUUAUUACGCAUUGUUAUUGUUUCAAAGUUAGAUAUUUUAGAUCGUGUCGUUUCUAUGCUUCUAGCGUUCACAUUCCUGUGACUCUACAUCAAGUACACCCGUCAGUGAGUUGAUUAAGACUUUUACAAGUUCUAGUUCGGAUAUUCUGUCUGAUGACAAUGACAGUGAUAUAAAAUCAAAAAAAAAUGGAGUUCCUAGUUUUGUCACAUCAUGUCUAAGCUACCUAGAAAAGUACGGGCUCCACAAAGUCGGAGUAUUUCGUAUAAGUAGUUCGAAAAAACGCCUAAGACAGGUAUUACUGUUUUUCACGUUCAAAAAAAAUAAUAAAACCGUAUAUUAUGUUAUUAUUCUUUACUUGUGUAACGACAAAACGGAAUUAUAUUGUAUUUAUAUUUUUAUUUUUAUCGUAAAAUAUUCGAAGCUUCGAGAAGACUUUGAUCAUGGAAAAACGUUAGAAGAAACCUUAUCGAAAAACGAAGAGCACGUCCACGACGUAGCUACCUUGUUAAAAGAAUAUUUUAGAGCAUUGCCGGAUUCAUUACUCUGCAACGAUCUUUACCAAUGUUUUAUACAAACUCAAAGUAUGUUUAAUGUAUAUUAUAUAAAUAUUGUUUCAUAAAAAUUAAAUAUUUAUUUCAACUAUCGUAACAACAUUUAUUGUAUUUGUGUAGAAAUACGUAAUAGGCAUUUGCAAUUAGACGCGAUUAAACAUCUUGUACAGUUGUUGCCCGUAGUCAAUCGUAAUACGCUCCACGCACUACUUAGCUUUUUGAGCAGUAUGGCGAAAUUUUCGGAAGAUUCAAAAGACUCGUUUGGUAAGUAUUAUACACAAACUUAUAAUAACUUAUAUUUUAUUGAUCAACCGUAGAAUAUUAAAUAACAAGAAGCAAACGCGUUCGCUAAACAAUAUUAUAUACCUACCUACUAACUUAAACACUUACUGCCUAAAAUUUAAAAAAAAAACUAAUAAUAAUAGUUUUUCAAAAAUACAAAUUCGAAAACAUAAAAACUCAUAUAUUAGGUUAUAUCACGACGUUGUAUAGAACGUUGUUUAAAUCUUAACACGGACUAGUAAAAUUUAAAACGACUGUUAUUUAUAAAAUAUUCAUCGGAUAUAAAUGUGUAAUACUUUAAAAUAUUCAAAAAAAUAAACUCCACAAAAAGACUAUCUUAAAAUUUUCCGAACAUAAUAAAACAAAGUUACUUUUUAAAUUUUUUACUAAAAACAAAAAAAUUUAAUUCAAAUAUAAAUAUUUGUAGUUCUUAUUCCUGUGAGUAAUAUAAAAAAAAAAAAACAUAAUUUGAUUAUCUUUAUUAUCUCCGGAUAUAUUAAAGGAGUAUAUCUUCGUGGGACAGCCUGUAUAGUGUUUAUUUAAUUACUUUACCAUAAUAUGACAUAAAUAUUGUUGACAAAGCAUCACUAUCAACUGAACUCCGCUCAGAAUCGUUUUUUCGUAAACAAUAGUUUAUCGUUACUUACAGAUAUACAUUAAAUUCCCUUUUGUAUCCUACCUUCCCAACUUUCCUUCUACAACAGUGGCUGUACCCGUUUCCAUUAUCCUAGGACAGCUUUCAUGUUUUUAAACAUAAGUUUAGACACCUUAAUAUAUCCCAUAGCUGCUGUAUCAUUUUGUUCGUCCAUCCAUAGUUACCGGUAUGAGCCUUAGACAGCUCUUCCAAAAUGACAUUUUCUUCUAAACAAUAAUAUUAAUUUUAAUUUUAUCAGCAUGACCAACCCCGAAAAACAAAAAAAUUAAAUCAUAUCAGAUUGACAAACCACACAGAAUUAAAGUAACUAAAAUCAGCGUACAAUGUAACUAAUGUCUAUCAAAGUUAACAAUUAUAACACCUCAAUAAGAAUAAUAAUUAAUAAAUAGUAAUAUAGUUUGUAUUUUUAAAUUAUAAUUAACUAUUAUUAUAAUAAUUAUAUGUAUUACUAUAAUAUUAAUACAAUAUUAGAUCCAUUGGUAUUUUAUGGUCUGAGCAAUAAUAAAAAGGACGGACAUAAUUCGCACGUAGACCCAGCCAUUGUUGUAGGUGGGAAAUUGAAAAGGUAGGAAACAGAUGGGCAUUUAAUGUUUAUCUGUAAGCAAUAAUAAACCAUUGGUAACGAAUAAACCUUCCUGAGCGGAGUUAAGUUGAUAGUGUUGCUUUCUUAACAAUAUAAAUGUCAUAUUAUGAUAAAAUGAUAACAACAAUCUACGUUUCUAUGACAACAAUAAUUUUUUAAAUAAUAAAUAAACGCGGUUGCUAAUGACAACUUUAUAUUAAUUCAUUCAAUCUUUUUUAACCUAAAGAUCGAGGUUUUCUUCAUUAUCUCAAAUAUUAAUGAGAAUUUUAAAAAUGACUCCUUUAAAUUACCACCCAGAGAUCAUUUUCUUUCAGAAAAGGUGCUAUACUUGAUAAUCGGAUUAUGUUUUUACUGAUAGAAAAAUGGUUCACAUUAAAAAAAAAUAAUAAUAAUAAACAUCAAUGUAAAACAAAUGCAUUCCUCUUUCCACUACGAAUCUAAAACACAUUCCCCGAUAAAUUAAAAAAAGCUGUGAUAAUGCCCUUAUUUAAAGGGAGAAAUCGGACGGAUGUAAAUAAUUAAAGGCCUAAGAUUUGCAAUUUUGCUAAUCUAUUAGAAAAAAUUAUUAAAAACCUACUUAUACAAUUUAUUGAAGUAAACAAUCUGCUUUAAAAAAAUAAUUUUAGUUUUAGAACAAGUCUAACUUCAGUGACACACUAUAUAGCUCGACAAUGUUUAUAAGCAAUUUUCUUGACAAUAGUGAAAAAACUUUGUUAAUUUGUUUAGAUAUGAAUUAUAUCAUAUGAUAAAAUAUUAUUAUUAUAUAAUAUUUAAAUCUAAAUUUAUAAUAAUUAUUAAAUAUUAUAUUAUUAUUCUUUUUGGAAUAAUUGGUACAUAUCUAAUGUUUGUUGAUUUGGUUGACAACGAAUUAUAUAGCAUUAUUAUAUAUUUUUAAUUUAAAAUUUAAAUUGGUAAUUUUAUUAUUGUUUAUUUAAACAUAAGUAUUAAAUAUACAUUCAUUCUAGCCAAUAUUAAACAUAUAAAGUAAUAUUAUAAGUAGUAUAGGUACUUAGAUACUUAAAGAAUUAUUUAAAAAUGCGCUAUUAAUUAUACUUAUAAAUUAAGAUGUUUAAUUUUUGUUUCUAAGUUAUUUCGUAUAUGGAACUAUAUAGUUCGCUCGUAGAGUGUGCUUUUCCGGCUUAUUUUUUUUUCCCAAUUCGAUGAGUACUGAUUUCAACGAGAUAUCGAUCUAAGUAAACUACAAUUGUUGCAGGCCAUUUAGUAGAAGGCAAUAAAAUGGAUGCUAGUAAUUUAGCUACACUGUUCGCACCAAAUAUAUUGCACAAAUCCAUUAAGGAACUUAGUUCCAACGAUUUAAGCGAAGAAAUGACAAUGGAAAGACGGUUGGCGAUCGAUGUGGUUACGUCUUUGAUAGUAAAUUACGAGUAUCUAUUCAAGGUAUGAUGAAAUAUUUAAUGUAUUUUACCUAAUCAUUUAUUAUAAGUUCAGCCCAAAUAUGUAAACAAUAAUAAAUAUCAAUAAUAUUGUUUGAAAUACCUAGUGCUGUCAGUGAUAUUCAAAUUAUUCACAUUGUCUUCAGUUGUAUUCAGGUCCGUUUAUAAGGAGGGGUUCAAUCACCCUUCCUUUCAUUUCCUUUGGGUUUUGCAUCUGGAUCAUUGAAAAUUAGAUAUUAGUUUUAUCAAAUUAAAAUUAAGUUUACUUCUGCAAGAAUACCGAAAAAUAAUGUAUGAUCGAAAAAUUACAAUUGUGCCCCUUAUUAAAAAUUCUCGUGGGCCUGAUUUUACCUGACUAAUGCGGUAGGUAAGCACCUACCGGUACUCGCCUAUAAAUUACAAUUUGUGUUACGUGUGUAUGUAUGUGUGUAUGUGUACCUCUCUUCAAAAAAGAAAAACCGUACCUAUACAAAAUAUACCAGCCGGUGUCGCGUUCUCUUGUCAUAAGAUUUUAAUUUAUUAUUAUUAUUAUUUUUUUUUUUAAGGUACCAGCCGACCUUCUUGACGAAGUAUACGUUCAUAUGCUCGAUACAAAUCCCGAAGGUCUAGACAAUGUUAUGAGGUUACGAUUUUCGAGCGCCGAGAAAACUAUCCAGUAAAUUUAAUACUGUUGUGUGCGUUAUUGUUUAAGAUACUAAAAAAAAAAUAAAUAAAAUAAGUGAUUUUUUUUCACAAUCAAAUAUAAUUUUUAUUUGUGUGUAUAUUAAAAAUUUAACAUAAAAUUUUCAUUAAUCAAUAUAAUACGUAACAUAUGCAUUCGUUGUGUUCGCCAUACAAACACACGACACAUCAAAUUUGCGUUCAAUAGAACCAAUUUUGUGCUGUUAGUUUUUAUAAUAUUAGUGUGAAUUAGCCUAUUGUCAAACUUCAAGGAAAACUUAUCUGUGUGAAUUAUUUUCAUUAUCUGUUUUAUAAUCCAUUUUAUUUUUUCUAUUGUAUUUUCUAUUUUUUUUUUUAUUUUUAAGCAAAUUAUAAUUGUGUAUAAUAAUGCAACUUAAAAAUCCUUUUAUCUCGGCGAAAAAUAAAAAAAUCAAAUAAACCUACUUACAAACACAGAUAAUUUUCUUCCCAUAAGUUUUAAAAUACUAUAAUAUUAAAACUCAUAACACACAAUUUAUUGGUUUUUCUACUUGUAAAUUCACUAGAUGGAGACAAUAAAUGCAUGAUUUGUAACGUCUUUUUAACAUGCAAAUAGCAUUUUUACCAACAUUGCUAACACAUGCAUUUGUAUUUAUAACGUGCAUAUAAUAUGAUAUAUUAGUGUGUUACUUAAUAAAUGUGUAAUGAAAAUUAGAUAAAAAUAAAUUAACUACCUGUUUUUAUAUUCCAUUGAAAAUUCUAACAAAAUGUAAGAGCCCUUUUGUUAAUAUUGUAUUUAGAGUACUCAUUUAAGGAUUAUUUUUUACAGUGUAUUUUGUAGAUAAUUUUUUUUUUUUUGUUGGUACUUAUUUUAUUGAAACUAAAAACUAAAAAGUAAAUUACUAAAAUUAAAUAUUAUAGCGCAACAAUUGUUAACAGUAGAAAAUACUAAACAUUCAAUUUAAUAUACAUGUUAGUACUUGCAGUAAACGAUUUUUGAAAAAAAAAUUACAAUUAGGGUUAAAUCACCAUCUAUGCCCAGUAUCUCUACUAUGGUCACUCAUUUUUAUUUUAUUCUUAAAUAGUGUAGAUAAUUUUGAAGUUUCAUAAGCCAUAUGGUUUUUGUCAUGUUUUCUAUAUUAAUUAAUUUACUAAGUGAUAUCAAUUAUUAUGAAAACAUAAAUAGCGUAAGAUGGUCAUAAAUGGGAAAAAGAAAUUUUAAAAUAUUAGUAAUAAUUUUUCAUUACAUACUGUUUUUAAGGUUGAAAUUAAAAUUUUGUAUUUUUGAUUCAAUUUUAAAUUUAUUUCAGUAACCGUAUAUUGAUUAAAUCAAAUAUGAAUAGGAAUUCUUCUUAAGAUAUCCAUAAGUAACUACUCCACUAUACCUCUAAAGUAGAUAUGACUAGUUUAAGUUUUAACUCACGUUCCUUUUUUUAUAAAUACUAUUAAUUCAUAACGAUAAUUCAGAAUACGUCGAAAUUUCCCCAUCCAUUUUAUAUACUAGAAAUAUGUUUAAUAAUUAAUAAAUAACAAUAAAUAACCGAUUAAUAUUAUAAUAAUAGGACAACAUUAUAAUACUUUCAAGAAAAUGGUCAAAUUUGAUCAUGAAAAAUGGAAGAGGUGUAAGUUGAAAAUUGAAACCCUCCAAAAACAUAUUCUUGUUAAUAUUUACUUCGUUCAGAAACUCUAUAAGACCAAGAAAAAAAAAUUCCACCAACCGCAACGACAUGAUUAAAUUCAUAAAUAAAUUCAACCUGACUUUUAUCACUUCAAUAAUUUACCUAAAAAACAACUCUAAUUAUUUGAGCUCAUUUGGCCCAGAUGGAGCCACGUCAGAAAAAUUAAAUAUAAGUGUUCUAUUAACAUUUUAAGUCCCUACAAAUAUUACUAAAUUACAUUAAAAAAGCAAAAUUUAAAAUUAUAAAAGAAUUAUUUUCGUACUUUUUUACAUUUUUCUAUGUGUUUUUCGGUUUUACUCAAUUAUUAAAAAACACCAAAAAACGACUUUCUUAGUAACUAACUAGAUUAAAAUUUCAACAAAAAAAAUUCAAAUUCCAUUGUUGGAACAAUAUUUAUAAUAGAAAACAUAAGCCGUAAACAUUCAAAAUAAUGAAAUCGUUGUGCCGUAAUUUGAAAAAAAUCGUAUAUUUCGUCUUUUUUGUUCUUUUUUUUUCAAAUUAUAUUGAACAAUACUUUAUAUAUGAAAUAAACUAUUUACUUUGUCAGUGGCUAUGUAUUAAAAGAAACAAAAUCGAUAUUUUGUCUUUUUGGAUUGGAGAAAUACUACUGAUAGAAAACAUCGUGUAAACAUAGGAAAAACGGUAACGCCGCGGCGUGCCGUAAAUAUUUGCCGUUUUACGUAUAGUUUUCUUUCUAAUUAUUUCCAAUUAUUUCGAAAACCCCUUGAAGAAUAAAAAAAUGUCCUCUCAAAAUACCAACUAGAGAAAAUUACUUUUCAGAAAAUGUGCUAUAGUCUAUAAUUCGAAGCAAGUUUUCUGAUUGAAAAGUUGUUCACAGACACAAAAAACAAUAAAACUACACAUACAUCAUAGUAAAACCAAUGGAAAAAAUAACACUAAAUAUGUCUUAAUUAUUGGUAACUCCCUGAUAAUGAAAUUUCUAGCUACGCCUUUUAUAUAUUAUGUUAACUGAUUUUCAUUUAAGUUUAAGAAACUAAUAUAUAUAUAGUAAAUUUAUUUAUAAAUAGACCGAUAGUUUCACGGUGUUCCGAAUAAUUAUCUUCAGCGUUAAAGUUAUGAUUUUUUUUUUUUAUUGCUUCGACUAUACUAUAUAAUAUAUUAUUAUAGCCGUGUUAAAUAAUAUUAAUAAUAAUAAUAAUAAUAAUUGUAAAAUACCGUGAAACGUAUGUGUUCAAAUGUUGUGUUUAACAUAUGUGUAUCAUGGUUAUGACGUUAAACCGCACUGCAUUUACAGUUUUAUUUUUAUUUUAUUUAUUUAUUUAUUUUUAUUAUUGUUAGAAAUGGAUCCUCUCAAGAACCAAAAGAAACCUUGUUACAAGUACAGAAAACCGGAGCCGUUAUUUUGCCAGAAAUCGAUUCGACUACCAAACAACCGGAAAGCCAAGAAAAAAAAAUCUGGACACGGGGAGAAUUCACUCACCAGAAUUGCGGAAUUGACGGAUCGGACGAUAACGAAGAUUAUAGAUAUAAGUAAGGAAUAAGUGAAAACGACAAACAAAAUUUAAACGUAUACACUGUUUACCGAUUCGCAUAAAUAACAAAAAAAUAAUGUCCGCUUAAUAUUUUUUUUUAAUAUUAUUAUUAUUUGUAUGUAUUAUUUAUUAUUAUUAUUAUUUUUUUUUUUUUGUGAUAUCGCGCACGUGAUUUCAGGCAUAGAGAACGGGAAACGCGAAAAAGCAGGAGCAAAGGUGUGACGGCUUUUUUCCCGGAUGACGUCGAAGCGUUUACAUAUCCUGUGUUCGAACGCAUGCAAGUAAACAGGAAAUUUGAAAAGCUAUCCAACAAUCAAGUACACGCCAACGGAAACCAAGUAAGUCAUAUCAUCGAAAUAAUAUGCAAUAUAUCAGUUGAAAAUGUAAUUAAUACACAUCAAGUCUUAACGGGUGAAUGGACAAAAACGAAAUUUUGACAAUUGUUCGCUUAUAUUUUUUGUACCGUUGAUUUUUCUGAAUUUUUAGAUUUUGAGCCAAGUUUUAUAGUCAUACAAUAAUGUGUGCAGUUUUUUUUCUGUAGGCAAAUGUCUUCAUGGAAUUUCGCUUCAAUAUAAAAAUUACAAAAGACCUAUUUUGAUAGGUACAUUUUAGAACAUUGAAGGCCGUGUUUUAAUUUUUCAAACGGUUUAUAUAAUAAUUUAGAAAACCAGAAAAAACGAACACGUGUUUACGGUGCUCACGAUUUAAUUGUUAUAAUACUUUUCGAUUUUUUUUUUUCAACCUGAAUUCUUGCCUUGGAUUUCAAGAAAAAUCUUUCUAAAAUAAAAUUUUGUUUAAUAAGUAAGAAAAAAGCUAAAUUUUUUUAUUUUCUGUGAAGAUUUAUAACUAUGAAGUUUAUAACUGAGAUAAACCAAAAAACGUAAAAAAAACGAGAAAGGUUACAACAUGCUGCGGUAUUAACGAUUUCAUUAUUUCCAUUUUGUUUUAGAUUUUGAGAACGUAUAGGUUUUACAAUGAUGUUUUUUUUUUUCUUAUCUCUGAACAACUUUUGUACCAGCAAUUUUGCUUCGAAUUACAAUACAAGCACUUUUUCUGCUAGAAAAUUUGACUGAAGUGGACUUUAAGAAGGCCAUUUUUUGACUUUCCCAGAUAUUUUCAUAAUAAAUGAGAAAAAUAUGGGGAAAACCGGAAAAAACUUAGAAAAAAUGGGAAAAUAGGUAAAAUAUUUAAUAAAUAUUAUUAAAGGAAAUAUAUAUUGCAUAUGUGAUUAUUUUACUAUAAUAUGAUGUAUAUAUUGUUGACAAAGCAACACUAUUAGCUGAACUCCGCUCAUAAUCUUUUUUUGUUAGCAAUGAUUAAUCGUUGCGUACAAGUAUACAUUAAAUUUCCCUUUCAUCUUCCCAUAUUUACAACUACAAUAGUGGCCCACCCGUCGUAUGAUCGUAUCUUUUUUUUAUUGUUUAUCAGAAAAAAAAAUCGUAGAUCCUUGAAAUUUAAACAGAGUACUCGUAUUAGCUGCUUUUUGUAAAUAUAGUCAAAUUUUUAAAUCAUCCUUUCAAUUUUCGAUCAAUUUAUAGAUAUUGGACAAUCUUGAUUUUUUUGUUUGGUUUUAUGUGGACACAAUUGUUUGAUCAUACAUAAAUGCUUAAAAGUUGAACACGAGAUCCAUUUCAAGCUAUACUUUGUGGCUAAAUAAAAGUUUAUCAUAAUUUAAUUGUUUUAUAUAUACCUACAUAUAUAAAUUAUAUAUGCGUUUUAAUUUCAAAUUCAAAAGGAAAUCGUAAAAAUAUGUUCUUUCUGUUAGAUACUAUUUUUCGAUUUAUGUAAGUUUUAUUUUUUGGCCAAGCCAUAAUAUAUAAUUUAACGUGAAUUUUAUUUGAUAUCAAACAAAAAAACUAAGUUUAAUUUGAAUAUUUUUUAAAAUUAUUUAAAUUCAAAUUUUGUCAAAAUGUUUGAAAAUGUCCAUCAUUUUAAUCGUGACUAACCGAACUUCGCUCAGAACCAUAUUUCCUCAGCAAUGAUUUAUCGUUGUCUACAGAUAUAAACUAAACAACAAUAUGUAUCCUACUUUCCUAACUUCCCACAUACAACAGUGAUAAGCACCUAUCAACAAUAACAAGUAUUUUUCUUUCGACAUAAAUAGGUCAUUUUGGUUAAUAUAGUCGAGAUUUGGUGUUAAUUAUUAUUGUAUGUGGAAGAAAAAAGUGUUUAGUAAAUAAAGGAUUGUAAAUUAAUCUAUAUUAAGAGUGUAACAAUACAACAUUAUGGCAUGGAGUUUUGGCUUAGUUGAAAGAUAAUGCACAAAAAUGAAAAUAACAGAGAAAGAACGGAGUCAAGGAUUCCGCGAUGGCAGUAGAGUACCCAGGAAUUAUCAAUGGGAAGGGUUGAAGCAAAUAAAAAUCAUGAAUAAAUCAUAAAUUCGUUUUCUCAACCCAAUUUUACUGUGGAAAUUGGUAAUUUUAAAGCCGGAUCCUAAAAAGGGUCAAUUUCUAAUCAAUAUGCUAAUAUUUUCCUCGGAAAUUGGCUGAAAUGUGCAUUUCGACAUUAUAUUACUCAUAUUUUUUUGUAUUUUAAGCCGAUAUAGGGAAGGGGUAAUAUAACUAUCUUUCCCUUGUGCACACCACUGGGUAAUGAAAAUUAAUAUAAAAAAAAAGUAAAAGAAAAAUCGUAUGAAAUAUUGAGAGAAAUAUAAAUGAGGUGUAGAAAAGAGUAUCGCAAGACUAUUUUGUAUGGUGCGGAAUAUUGAGUGGUAGACAGAAAAAUAGAAAAGAAAAUAUAUAACGAUGAUGAGAUGGUUAACUGAAUGCGUGGAUUGACAAGAGAAUAUAAGAUAAUGGACUAGUAUAUACGAGGUUACAUACGUAUACGUAACAUAUAAAUAACAUAUACGUGGAUUUGAUAGUACAUAAAAUGAGAGAAAAUAAACUAAAAAGUUUCAGCAUGUGAUGAUAAGAAAAGAAUCGUAAGCAAUAAUAAGAAUAGUAAUGAAAAUUAACGUAGAAAAAAAGUAGGGAAAGAGGAAGACCAAAAAAGAGGUGGUUGGAUACGAUUGAGAAUGAUGUAGAAGGCUGGUACAUGCAAAGAUGAUGAUCAGGUAAAGUGGAAGUUUAGGACGAAGGUGAGCGACCCUAAAUAUCUGGAAUGAAAGUGAAGGAGACGAAGGCUUGAUAUUUUAUUAUUGGUGCUCUACCAUAAUGUUCAAGAAAAAAAUGUCCGAAAAAUAAAAAAUACAAAUAAUUAUUUAUAAAAAUAAUUUUAAUAUAUUAUGUAUUUAAAUAUAUUUGACAUAGCAAUAAUAAUUGUAAAAGUUCGAAAUAAUAAAUAUUAUAUAUAUAUGAAAACAAAAAUAGAAGAAUAUAUAUGUAUAAAUGAAAACAAAAAUUGAAGAAAAAAUUGAACAAAACAAAAAAAAAGUCCUCACGACUCAUGUUCAUUCGUUAUUAUUUUUGUCAUCUACCUAAUCUACCUACUCUCUACAGUAUACAAGCCGAAAGUAAAAUUAUUAUUUACAAUAUUUUCUUCUUGUUAUUACAUUAUAAUAUAUAAAAUUAUAAUACAAAUAGCUAUAAACGUUUAUUUUAUUUUUUUAUUUUUCCACCGGACAUUUUUACCUAUAUCCAUUAUUAUUAUCACAAUCCCACCUUUUUUUUUUUCUUGGACUGUUCUUAAUAGACGAUUUAACUAUUUAAAUGAUCAUCCAACCAAGAGUAAGAGAAUUACAGCUUUUCCUCUUUUCGCAUAGAACGUAUUUAUGUAUUUAUACUAUUUUAUUAUUUCAUUGUUAAACAUGUUUCCAGUUACUCUUUUUACACUUCUGAAAUAUCGUUCUCUACACUGAGCCAUAUGAAAACGUAUUUAAAAAGAAACAUUAUCAGAAAAUUAAUUCAAUGGGCCAAACAAAAAAAAAAUAUAUAUAUAUGAUUAUUAUUGUAACACACCUUGGUUUUCAGAAUGGAACGAAAAGGACUUUCGAUAUUUAUACGUAAAACCUAUCCAACUUAGUCGAAGCAGUUAGUUGGCUAUUUCUACUACAUUAGCCGGCCUUUUGGACUGGUAUUAAUAACUAGGUUAUAUUUUACAGGUCUAAGAGACCAAGUACAACUAAUAAAUAUCAGAAUAUAAAUUAUUAAAUUAAUUUAAUAUUAAUUUAAUAUAAAUACACUUGACCUGAGUAACCAUGACCUCCCAGGAUGGUUAUGGAAAUAUAAGGUGAAGUGGAGUACGAGUUAAAUAUGGUGAUUGAUAUUAAAAAUUAAAUUAUUGUAACAAUAUAAGAGUUACACACGUGACGAUAUUAUUAAGACCCGGUUGUUGUUGGGACUUCACUAUGGUUCCGACUCGACUAAUUUAUUAUACACACAAAGGCACGCUCGUAUUCCACGCUCCAGUAGUAUGCAUAGCUAAGUAGAACGCGAAACGACGUACGAGAGGUGCUGUGACGAGUCAGUGAAACUGUACCACUAUACCAUAUUUAUUCAAAAUUAUCCUGUCAGGAUGAAAAUUUCAGAGAGAGGAAGGGAAUUAAAUCGCUAAAUGCAGAAAGGAAAAUGUUUAAAUUUCAACAUUUUUAAAUGAAGAUAAAACUAUUUAAUCUCAGGAAAAAAUUUAAAAACUAACGUUAUGUUAAUAACUACAAUAUAAUAAAUCAUAUAAUGUUAGAUAAUUUUAUCUAUACAUUUCCACAGUAAUUAAAUGAAGUAUAAUAUAUAAAACUCUGGGUGCUUAAGGAGUUUAUUAUCUUUCUUGAAAUAUUUUUAAACUUUAACAUGUGUUCUUUUUGUGUUUAGUGAUUUAAGUAUAAAUAUAGUUAUAUUCAAGUUAACAUUACCUACACAUAAUAUAAUAUUCUUAUUUGAUUGCUAAGAUUUUUUUAUACAUUUUCUUUUUAAGUAUUAAGUACAUUAGAACACAAAUUGAUAAAACACUUCUCAAUAUUCUUACUCACUUCCUCAUUCGCACAUAACUCAAACAAAACCUAUUUAGCCUCCCCUAAAUUCAAAUAUGUUACUGCUUCGAUCAUUGUGUUUCCAACGCUACAUUUUAUAUUAUUCGAGUUUCCCCUGUUAAAUAAUGUGAUUUAUCAAAGGCCCGAAAAAGUUACUUCGAUUGUACUCUUCUCUCACUGGUAAAUCUAACUCUGGUAGUAAACACUACACGUAUACACGUGUACACACUCGUGUAUACCCGCUUUAAAGUAAAAUAUCCAACAUGAUGAAAUUAAUACUUUACCAAAAUAUAAAUAUUGAAAACAUAAAAUCUUAAUAUAGGGGACGGUAUAAAGCUAAAUGUGUUAUUGCUCAUUAAAAACAUAAUAUUCGUUCAAUUAUCAGUUUUAUUUUAGGUAAAUGAUUACGAUGGCGUUAUUACUGCCAGUUUAAUGAUACCAGUGCCCGUAAAAUCUAAUUCUCCGCACCCGUUGAACGUAGAAGACACUGAUAUACCAUUUAUAGAAGACGAGAGCAGACAAACUAAUAGUGAGUACAAUGUUAUUAUUGUUUUAUAACAUUGUCUAUACAUUUUAGAACUUAUGCGAAACCCUGUGUCAAAUUGUAUCAACAUAAAACUUAACAAAUAUUUAAAAUAGGUAUAAAUAACUGAAAACACCAAAAUUUUUCCUAAAAUUAUACCAUGUCUAUAAAAUGCUAAUAGAAGUAUUCUAUGAAAAUUUCAGAUUUCUAUACUUUUUAACCAUUUAAUUAAAACAACAAAAACAAAAUCGAAAUUAACAGUAAUUAACAAAAUAAUAAAGUAAAACAAAAUUAUUAAAUGGUGAAUACUCGUAUAUAAAUAUAUAAAUACGAAAAAUGUAUUUAUGAAAAUAAAGAAUAAAUAAAUAAAUAAAUGCGUCGCCUGGAGUAUUAUAAUAAGUGUAUCAACUGUGACUGUGAUAUACCUGAUGAUGAAUUUUUAAUUCGAAACUGGUCGUAUAAUACACUUAUCAUAAUACUCCAGGCGACGCAUUUAUUCAUUUUUUAUUGUUAUACACGUAUACAUUUUUUUAUUUAUAUAUUUGUUUAUUAAAUUUAACAGUAAUCGUUUUUACUUAAAUAUUCUCGUUUUUUUUCCGGUAUCAUUUCCGGUUUUCUCCCAUUGAAAAGUACAAGGUAAUCAAUAAAUUACCUCCCCAAUGCAUCAGCUAGAAAAUAUUUACUACCAGAGACCACCUCUAAAGUUAAUUAAAUGAGCAAGACUUCUGGUACAUAAACCUGUCCAUAUACAGGGAAAAAAAUCAUACAUCAUAAAAUGAAUACAUUCGUUUCGCUCAGAAUAUUAAAUACGCAUUUACAAACACUACGUUAAUUUUUAACCAUUCUGUUCAAAAAUGAACAAAAUCUACCUAUCAAAAAAAAAUAAACAACAUUUGAAAUGAAAACAUUGAGAACUAUACAAUUUAACUAAAAAUAAUUAAAUUUAAGCAAUAUUCUGAUAGUAAUCGAGCUUAUAAAAUGUCAAUAAAUUAACGUAUUGACAAAAAAUUGUUAAAUUAUAGGUUCUGCGACUAACUACCAUCGUAUGGUUGCCACGGUAUCUUCAGACAGCAGUUCGGUGUCCAGUCCGCCGACGUCACCCGACAAUAUCACUGGGACGGUGACUUACGUCCCAGACAAUUACCAUAAGAAGAUCACGAGAUUCGAACAAAAAAGUGCCCAGUCUGUUAAAGACGUAUCCACGUCGAAGGAUAACGUGGAAUCCGAUCACUAUAAGACGGACAAAAAGGUAAAAGAUAAAGACAUCAAGUUCUAUCAAAAAAUUUUAUCCAGUACGGGGCUGGACAGGCUGUCGAAAAGCGCUAGUGCCACUGGCGUUCCCAAGACUACCAUAUACAAAGAGAAAUUGAAACACGGACACGACGAUACAACUUUAUCUCCCGUGAGUGUACAAACAUAUUUUAAGCAAAAAAAGCCAAUUCAGUUUAUAAUUGUUCUAUUUCAUUCCCGAGAACUAAAAGUUAUAGCCUCAAUAAAAUUAUUAUUAAUUACCCCGUCUUUUUAAACUUAUUCAGAUAUGAUGUACUGAGUUCCCAUUUAAACUAGUUAAUUCAGUUUUGAUAUCAUGGCUUUAGUUUAAUAUAUUAUGUAAAUAUUAAUAUAAAAUGCAUGGGCGUCCCCAGACAAUUUUCUAGGGGGGGGCAAAAUUAAUUUUAAAAAAAAAUGAAAAUUUUUUAUACAUUUUAUUUAUAGUAGGUAUAUUAUUAUAUUUUGUCAUUAUUACAAUGAAAACAUUACAAUUAGAUAUUAUUAUAAUACAUUAGUCUUUUUCAUUAAAUAUAAAUUUCAAUAUCCGUGGACAUUCUCUACCAAAUUGUGUCAGUGCAUUUUCAAUAAAUUUUUUUUUAUCUGAAUUUACUUUUUCUCUAUGAACACUCAACAUGCAUAUUCCACUCAGUCUGUCAUCACCCAUCGUUGAUCGUGACCAUGUCUUAACACGCCUUAAUGUACUAAAAGAACGUUCUGCUGUACAAUUUAUUGCCGUGUUAGCACCAAAAAAUACGAUAAGAUAAAAUAAUCCGAUUAUUAUUAAUGAUAGUUUUUAUGGAUAGCCGUGCGCUGACAUUUAGCAACGUAGGUAGACCUAUUUUUGGAAGCUAAUUUCUCAUUGGGAAUUUUACCAAUUGCUAUAUAUAUAUAUAUAUGCUAGCUGUUCCGCCCGGCGUUGCCCGUGCCAAAUAAAUGUGUAAUAAAAACUAUGUCCCCCCCUAGAUUUCUUGUUUCAAUAUCCGUCACUAUUACUGCAGUUAACCGUUGUUGCCCUUNAUGGUUAGCCGUGCGCUGACAUAUAGCAACAUAGGUAGACCUAUUUUUAGAAGCUAAUUUCUCAUUGGGAAUUUUACCAAUUGCUAUAUAUAUAUAUAUAUAAUAAAAUUCCAGGGGGGCAAGUGCCCCGUCUUGCCCCCCCCUGGGGACGCCCAUGAUAAAAUUAAGAUUUAUACAUAUUUUAUUGGAUGAGAAUAAUAUUGAAUUGUGUGCAUGUGUAGCUGAUUUGCUUUCAAUGUUUAAAUGUUAUCGAUAAAACUUACAAUCAGAUUACACACAAUUUCUCGGUAUGACUGUGAAAACUGUAAUAGUAAUUUUAUCAACUUAACUCGUUGAAAACGAAUAAUCUUCUUAGGGAUUAGGUUAAGGUUCUUAACGGAGCGCUUGAUAGGAAAAACCAGUAGAGAGCGGGUAAUACUUUGAUUCCUUAAUGACAAAAGUCUUUGGAUUAUCUCUCGAAAUUUCUCUUCCCGUUUGUGUAUUAUUGUGUUAACGUGCGUCGUCGUCCCCUUAACCGCCAAACCUAAAGACACGCGGGGGUUUUAUUUUUGUGUUUCGCAGGAACCGGUGAAAGUGUGUUCAAGCAUAACAAACAUCGGCGGGGCGGUGUUGCGGUCCAAGACCGCGGACAUCGAACACAUACUGAGGAAACAGGCGGCCUCGAAACCGCGAAAGGUCAGCCAGUCGUCGGAACCGCCGCCACCCGGUGACAAACCCAAACGAAAGACAUCGGCCGAAGCCACCAGGCACCCGCUGUCCAGGACGGAACCGGACAACGUCGUCGGCGAACGGUUGGCCGGUAGUUCGUCUUACCGGUCGCCGUCGCCCACGCGAAACGUUUGGCGGCGAAAGGACGUGAUAUCCAGCAUGCCGAAGUACAAAAAACCGUACAACUGA
Cinara cedri is the source of this 51879-nucleotide messenger RNA. The record is from the annotation of a GenBank genome assembly. Lineage: Eukaryota; Metazoa; Arthropoda; Insecta; Hemiptera; Aphididae.